This is a messenger RNA of Cinara cedri, 47633 nucleotides long. The record is from the annotation of a GenBank genome assembly. Lineage: Eukaryota; Metazoa; Arthropoda; Insecta; Hemiptera; Aphididae.
AUGGACUACUCGUACCUGAACCAAGCCAACUUCGACGGUCUGACCGGCACCUCGGCCGCAUCGAACAUGGACCACGCGGCCAUGGGAUACGGCGACCUGGCCGCGUGCGGUCAGAUGACCCACGCCGCUUACCGGUUCGGUCCCACCGCGUCCAUGGCCGCCCGGUCGUAUAACACGGCCAUGGGCCACCACUUGUCGGCGGCCGCAGCCGCCGCGGCCGCCGUAUCCGGGAACGGCCACAACGGAUCCACCGCCACGUCCGUGGCCGCGGCCGCCCGCGGACACCAUCACGGCCAUCACCAGGACCAUCACCCCGGACGGCCGACCAUGUUUUCGACGGCGAUGAACUUGCCGGGUAAGUUCAGAAAAUCGCUCGUAACUUACUUGUACCGACCGUUUUUUUUAUAUUUGUUUUACAAAAAUACACCGGCUAAAAAUGUUGAAUUUCGAAAAAACCAAUCGAAAUUAAACUAAAUUUAUAUUUUGAAUUCAAAAUAUCAUAAUUCAAACGUUUCGGGUUGUACUAUACCUACGAUGGCGGUAAUAUUUAGAGAGUAGGGUUGUUAUUUAUUGUUUACCGUCCGUACUCCUUAGAUAAUAAAAACAUCAGGAUUUAUUUAAUAUAAACUCCUAUAACACAUCAAGUGUACAUAAAUGUAUUUUUUAUCUAAACAUUGAUACCUAUAUUAUAUUUUUUCCUAUUACACGACAUUUUAAAUUAUUGAUAAAUUCACAAUUUAUAAAUUCUCUAAGAUUAUCUGCGUUCCAUAAUAUAUUAUAUAUUUGUAACGUAGUCGCAUAAGACAUGGGAUAUUUUUAGAACAUUUAAUGUCUGUUGCAGUUAACCGUUCUCCCACAAAAAUAUUUAUACCGAAAAUUCAUCAUUAUUUCAAAACGUGUAUUAUAUAUUCUUAUUCAACGCAAAAUCCUAAUUAAUUUAUGUUAAAAUUUAAAAACUAAAUCUACCGAUUUCGUCCUAUUAAAUUUUUAAUUACAUUAAUAUAAUAUGAUAAAAAAAUUUGUAUAAUUUGUGUUGUUAAACUAACAUAAGUUACCGCUAAUUUUAGAUUCUUUGAGUGAUAUUAUAUUGGUUUUACUUCAUUGGUACAAAUAGGGUGGGGAAGUCUGGGGAGUUAAGCCCCUCCAUAUCACUAAGUCCUUAUAAAGUGAAUAUUAUGUAUACACAAUCAAUAUUAUGGGGAUAUGAGCUCCAAAAAUAUUUGAAUAAAUGUGCUUACACUUAUGCUUUUACUGUGUGUUAUUUAUUUGUUGUCUACUAGUAAUUUUCGGAUUUUGCCUCGAUCAUCAAGUGUACAAUUUUUUCCAAUUGCAAAUGUUACCUAGUUAGGGUAUUGGAGAGUGUUAAUUUUUCUUGUAAUUUUCUUAAUAAAUGGGGAAAAUGCAGGGAAAAUAUAAAUUAUAACAUUUCCUAUUAUUUUGGGUAUUGCUUUUUUUUGUUGUAAGUUGGUUAGACAUAAAUGUAAAGACUAAAUAUUUUUAAAAUAUUUCGACUAUUUUUUAGCAAUUAGUAGCUAUUUGACAAAACGUCAUACUGUUUUGACUUUGCAAAAUUACUUGAAAAUUUAACAAAAGGUUAAUCAUAAAUUGUACAUAGUGGUAAAAAUAAAAAAGCCGAGCAUCAUGUUAUUAUGUCUGAGCUCUGAGUAUGGCGAAUAAUGUAUUUGUUUAAUUGUGGCGUGUAGUACUUUUUAUGUCUAAUGUGUACAAUUUUUCUUUCAAAAAUCUUACUUUAUUUUAAAAGUGAUCAGCGACCUUUUUUAUAACAGUUUUUUUUUUGAAUCUAAUUGACGCUUUAAGAUGCAAUUUUUUUAUUUUUCAAGUGGUUUUCAUGUUAAUCGGGAAAAGCCAGGAAAAUUGUAUAAACAAAACUGAUUGAUUUAUGACACUAAAGUUUCAUUUUUUUCAAAUUUUUAUGUUUUAUUUUUCUACUACAAAUCUUCCUACGAAUUUCAAAAGUAUCAUUUUUUCCGAAAGAAAUUUUUAUCUCGUUAAUGUGUAAGCAAUCCGUUUUUCGAUUUCAUUUGUAAUUUUCUUAAUAACUGCAAAACCGACAUAGAACGUUUGAGAAUUGGGAAAGUUUACGGAAUUAUAGAUUUCAUUAUUUUCGAUAUUUUUUUUUUGUUAAUUAAUUAAAAAUAAUCGUAAAGAUAAACGAUUUGUUCAGAAAAUUUAUGUUAAUAUUUUCUAGGUGUGAUUUUAAAACAACGUGGUAAUUUUUGAUCUUUAAGGUGUUUGAUAUUUUCGUACUUUUUUUUUAGUUUUUAUUGGAUUUUAUGGGGAUAAAACUAUUCGGCUGAACGGAUAUGUGCGAAAAUUUAACUUAAAGCUUAUUAUUUUUUAUGUACAAUACGUAUAUAGUUGUAUUUAGUGGUAAAAAAAAUUGAGCCUAAUGAAGUUGUUUAUUUAUAAUCGUUUUAAAUUUAAAUUUUUAUAAAAACCAUAAAAAUUACGAAAUUUCAAAACACGUCUAACCAAAUUUCGGUCAGAAUCGUUUUUCAUUAGCAAUGAUUUAUCCUCGUGUAUAGAUAUAUAUUUUCACUUACCACAGUUGCAGCUCCAGUAUCAGAUUUGGUUUAUAAUUAUGCGAUUUAUAAAACUAUGCUAAUUGAAUUAAGAAUAAAUAGGCUAAACUAAAAACUGUAUUACUGAAUAUUAAUGUUUUUAACUAUUGGAAAAAAAAAAAAAAUUUAUACAAAUUAUAGAUUAUGAUCAAGUAGUGAUGUACAUGUAAACAUUAUAAUUGAUUAAUAGAUUCAUACGUACAUAUUUUCGUAUAGAAUUCGAUAGAUUAGAUAAAUAAAUACAUAUUAUAUAUUAUGUAGAUUUUUAAGUCUAUAAAUACAAUUUUCGAUGUAUAUAAAACCUUAAAAUAAUAUUUAUGUAGAUACAAACUACGAAUUGCAAUUGAUUUCUAAUUGAGUUAGUCUAAUCUAACUUAACAUUUUGUCAAUAUUAUAUUCGCAUAAAUUAUUAUUACAUUUCGUUUUACCUUGAAUUCAAAUUCAAAUUUUUGACAAAAAUAUUAUCGAAAUUAUUAUUUUAAGCAUUGAGUUUACAUUAUAAAGGUUUCAUAUUUACUCAAUCCUCUUAUUUUGUUUCAGUCAAAAAUAUUUUGUACUUACAAUACAUUGCGAUUAAAUUUAAAAGAAUUAUAAUAUUAUAACUCUACGUAAUAAUGAAAAUACAAUUUUAUAUAAGUAGGUAGUUUAGUUUAGAAAAUCAUAAAAAACUAAAAUGCAAAGGACAGUGUAUUGCUUUUGGUUACAGUAAAAUUUCCGAUAUCGGUCACCUCUAAAAAAUCGUCACCCCUAUAUGUAUCGGUCAUUUUUCUUGGUCCCGUCAAGUUGUAUGCUUUUGUAGGACACCUAUAAAUGUCCUAUAGGCCACCUCUAAAUAGCGGUCCUUUCGAUGACCGUUAUAUGGAAGUUUGGAAGUUUUACUUUGCUAGCUAAAAUUGUAAUACACAUAAUAUUAUAGUAUGGUUUACGUUUUUAAGUUUCGACUAAUAUUGCGUAUACUAUGUUGUACACAAAUGUAUUAUAUUUUCUUAAAAUUAAUUCAGGCGAGAGGUUAAGGUUUUAUUGUGCGGUCGUACAGGAUAAUAUUUUAGUUCAAAUUUAAUAUUUAAAUGUCCUUUAAAUUUUACGUUCGUAGUUUUUUUUCCCUUAAUGUUUGUUAGAAUCGGUACAUAAUAUUUCAUAUCACUUUAUUCGCUCGACUUCUUUUUAUGUACACUAUUAUACAUGAAGUUUUUACUUUUUAUUAUUUGGUUUUUUUUUUUUUAUUUCAAUGCACAACAUGAAGGACCUAUUUUUUUUUUUUUUAGCUUUGAUUUAUAUGAACAAUAUAUUAAAAAAAUGUGUUUAAAAAAUAUAUUUAAUAUAAAUAUGUAUAAUGCCGCAUUACGAUAAAUAUAUUAUGUUCUAUGAAAAAUUAUUACAGUCUUGUACGACCAUAAUAUUAAAAAAAAAACACACCGCGAGUUGCAGAUCCCUCCGUCACAUGAGUCGAAGUCUUCCCUACAUAUUUUGUAUUAUAGAAAUAUUCUUUAUAAAACAAAAAAUAAAAAAAUGCUACAAUAAUUCUAUAACUAUACUAUUUUUGAAAAAAUUGUGAAAUCUGAGCGUAAAAAUUGUUGGAUUAGAUGUUGUAAGUUGAAAUUCCAUCUACUGCAUAUUCUUGACAUAACUCUCCAAUCUCGUCGUAUGAGUCUUGAAUAAACAAAAUGUCAUCUUUUUGAUUUAAUUUUCGAGGAGGGGCCCUGUAAGGGUGUUAAGAGCUUAAAAAACGUCUCAUUCUUGCAACAACACGGUGAAAUUCAUAUCGAAAUUCAAUCCGAAUUUUAUGACUUCAAUUCUAUAUUAUAAAUAACUCUUAUUCCUGAGAUUAAGGUCUCCUGUAAAAGCCGCGGAAAGUAUCCGAAUGUGGCGAGAAAAAUAUAAAAAAUACAUUAUAAUAUAUUGAUGUAUAACACAGGACAACAGUCUCUUAAUCUUAUAAAAAAUUUGAUAAUUAUGAACGUUUUAAGUCGAAAAUGUAUUUAUAUAUACAUAUAUAUUUUUUUUAAUUUAUUAUGUAUUAUUUAAUUGAUAAUAAUACGACUUUCGAAAAUCAUAAUUAGGUAAUUGGAUUUUAUUUGAUCACGGUAUCAAAAAUAUACGAUGAAUAAUGAUUAACACGAAAUAACAUUAUUAUAAACAUGCAAUGCGGAUGUAUAAUAUUUUAGAUUUAUAGUACAAAUAACGUCGGAGUUAAUAAUUUUUUGACCAUCAUAAAAAGUUAAUAGUUACUUUUCGUAUAUACGAGUAUAUAAUAUGUGCUGUAAUGUAUACGUAUAUAAUAUAAGGUUUCUCUAGGGAAAUAGUUCUGACAGAAUACAUAAGUUGUGAUGUAUUUCAGUUGAGGGAAGUUUUGACAAGGGGUCGGACAUCGUGAUAGACAAGUGUGAAGACAAACGACCGGCCCGAAAAGGGGGAACUAUGAGAAAUUGGCUGGUUAAGUACGUAUGACAGCCUAUACAAAUAGAUUUUUUUUCCUCCCUGAAAAAUAUCCUUUUCUCAUUUUUAUAAAACCGCACGAAUAUUAUUCGUAUAUAUACGGUGUAGCAGACGACGUAUUUUUAAUACAUAAAACACGAACUCGCAUUACCUGAAUUAUAUUUUCCGGGAAGGCUUUUAUUUCACACUGCCAUAACAAAAUAUAAUAUGAUAACUUAGUACCCGUACGUUUGUAUAUUUACGUAUGUAUCUGAAAUUCGAUAAUAAUAUUCGAUAAACAAUAUUAAAUUAAAAAUAAUUAUCCGACGGUUUGCGCGAAUACAAACGAGUAUUAUUCAUUUAAACCCUUUUCAAGUGCGGUGUUUAACAAUAUACGUGUACGGUAUGAUAAUUUAUAGACGUGUUUAAGGACAAAUCUGGAACUUGGGUCAAAAAGGGCGUAUCUCAAUAAUUAUCAUCGUGCGAUUCGAGAAGACCAAUGUUAUUGGAAAAAAUUACAGUUGCAAUGUCGAAAAGGUCCGAAAACGUGUUUUAUUCUUAAUUCCCCAAAAUUAAUAAAAAAAAAAAAUAAUAAUAAUUUGCCGAAAUAUUGUAUUCAGCUCUAUACAAUUGAUUGUUCACAAAAUGACUUUUUUAUGUCUGUGGUAUAUUUUUACUUGCCUGAAAAAUCCAAACAAAUCUACAUUUACAUAACAUGAUUAUUAUUAUUUCUUCAGAAGUUAAGUGAAAAACUAAUUUUAUUUUAUAGUAGUUUGGAGUUAGUUAGUAAAAAAAUUGUUUUUCCAAUUCAAUUGAAAAAAUUUUAAUUUUUACUUUUUCCGAGUUCUACAAUUUUUUUUUAUAACGUUAUAUUAUUUAAGAAAAUUAAACGAUAUGACAAUAGUAAAUAAUAAACGGCAAUAUUGUCCAAAAAAAGUCGUGCGGAAUCGUGUUCCCUAUAAGAUAAAACGUACGGAAUCGCACUUUACCGUUUUGACCCAAGCACCAGAAAAAGGUGUAUCGGUUGUCACGGAAUAAAGAUUUGUUUUACGUCUCGUCGGCAAAAAAACGGUGUAAAACCCGAAAAAAGUAUACGCAAAAAACCGAACGUGCCUCAUAGAAUUAUUAUAGGCUUAUAAAAAUUGUCGCUAGAACAAUAAUAAUUAUAAAUUGCAUUUUUAAACGUUAAAAGCAACGAUUACUUUUACGGUAAUUAAUUCGUCGUUUGCGGUACACCGACAAAAAGGUCUCUAAUAUUAUAUUAAAACGAUAUAAUAACCGGGACAUUUACACAAUGAUCGUCGCGCGUUACAAGUGACGUUAUAAAUAAUUUAAUGUUUUGCGGCGAAGUUAGAAACGCGCGCGACGUUAUUACCGAAACGAGAAAAUAACCCAAUUAAACAACGUGCCCGUUGCCUUUAUUACUGCUUGCUUUUUUUUUUUAAAUUUUUUUUUCGUUUAUGAAUACGAUAAGAGAAUAUAUUUUUCUUGUUUUUUAUACCGUUUCCCGAUCAAACUGCUAUAGAAAUUAUUACGCGCAAUUACUACACAACAGCACGGUUCCAAAAACGGUAUACCGAUUUAUAAUUUUUUAUUGCGAUAAUCGUUUUCGUUGAUUUAUUUAAUAGCCAAGUCGCACACGUAAAACACAUCGGUUUAAUAUUGUUCGCUUUUGUAACAGUUUUUCACUCUUGUAAUAUUUGCGCGUAUUUUUCCAUUGUUUUUUUUUCUAUAGAAACGUGUUUAACAUAAUUAUUAUUUAAAUCGGUUAUCGAUGGGAGGACCAUAGUGUUAAUUUUUUAUUCACGUUUCCCAUAGCAGUAUUUAUAGCCGAACAUCGCGACUGAGUUUGAUCUGAAAUAGGGCACCGCGGCCUUUACGAAUGAAAACUUAAACAGCCAGACACACGUACUUCGCGUCGUGGGUAAGCCGUUGAUUUGGGCGGGAAGGUUGGUAGGUAAAAUAUAAUGUUUACAUUGAUGUGGUCUAAUUUAUAUUACUGUAGCAAACAAAAAACGAUUAUGAUUGGAGCUAAAAUAGAUUUUAAAUUAAUAUUGUAUGAAAUAAAUAUAAAUUUGUAAAUGUUUUCUUUCUUAUCGGUGGAAUGGCAAAUCACCAUGGGAAAUCAGAAAUCGACCGCAAAAAAAAAAAAAAUAAAAAAAAUAUCAUACACUAUAGUCGGUGUCCUUGUAUUUUUUUGGUUUUUACGUUUUUUAGAUAUACUUCAGGGAAUCUAUAUAAACGCUUGAAAUAAAAUACCACUGGACGGUGUGCAUACAGAAAUUUUGGUGCAUUUUUUAAACACGUUUUAGUGAAGCUACACUAUUCGUUCCUCUCAGAAUCUAAAACAAUUAACUUAUAGAAACUUAAUUUAUGUACCCGACAGCAAACAUUGAUAAUUUACCGAGUGUUGUUCUACAGUGUUGUCCUUAUGUUAACAGCUCUAUCAAUAUAUUUUUUUUUUCAAUCGGGUUUUGUGCGACGGAGACACAUGUGUCAGACAUGUAGAGACAAAUUAAAUAUGUAUUUUCAUUCCCUAAUUACUGAAAAAAUAACUUUUUAUUUUUCCUACUUUUUGAAAAUAUAAGUUAAGGAGUUACCGUGCUGAUUGUGAUUUCUUAUCUUUUUUACGCCAACUUCUGUAAAUUAAAACGGCUAUUACUAAGGAACUAUUGAUCGGAUAUGAAUAUAAUAUGUUACAUGAAAAAUUGUAGAAUCCUAUUCAUAAUCCAUUAACGGAUUCACUACGUAGAUUUACAUUGCAUCUCUUUUAAUGUAGUCCCUCUUCAUUUAACCCAUGGUCUUCCCAGAAACCUUUUCCCAAAAAAAGAAUAAUUUUUUUCGUUUUUUUUUUUUUAUCGUCGAGCCAUAGUAUUUGUUUCCACCGAGCGCGUCUCUCUCCCCUCUGCAAUUGUCGUUUUCUUAUCUCCUUUACUAUAUUAUACGGCCGUUGAAAAAUGUUUAUGAUCUCGUAUGAUAUACGCAGUACGUAGAGUAAAAAAAAAAAAAAAGGUUUGUGAUCGAAUUUUUUUUGAACGAGCGACAUUUUAUGACUCAGAGACUGACUGCGAUGGCCGUUAACGUAUAUACGGCAAUAUUCCGUUCCGAAAACACGUUCGUAAAAUGUAACGUGUAAAAAAAAUAAAAAAACUCCGCUACGUGUGUUUCGUUGGUUUUAUUCGGGUCUGCGUGCGAUAAUAUCCCGAGUCCAUAAUAUAUUUAUACAGCCAUCAUACACGGUGAUUAUUAUUAUUGUUACGGAUCGGAGAUUUUUCCGAAAAGAUUUUGAAUACACGUUCGAUUUUGGUGUUUUUUUUUUGUCCAAACUACCCCAUAGCGUAACGGUACUGUAUAAAAAUCACGCACUGCGCGUACGCAAGGGGUGUUUUGGGUUAGGUUCUACCACCCAAAGUGAGUGAUAGUACCUACCCCCACCCCGAAAUGGUUUAUAUUUUUGGGGAGGGGGGUUAUUCGGCCAUUAUAAGACCAUCUUAUCUCACAAUCAAUUCUCCAAUCAUUCCUAUCCACUGUCAGAUCCUUCCACGUCCUUCCUAACUGUAUCCUCCCAUUCCAAUUUUGGUCUUUCUAAAGGUCUUUUCCCUAGUAUUUUCUCUCUAGCACCAGGCAUUGUUUUCAUCUGAUUUCCUUAUUGUUCAGGUGUACAAUAAUACAGGUUGUAUCAAGAUGGUAUACAAACGUUUCUUUAUCUUUCCUGAAAUUAUCAGUGUAACCUGACCCGACCAAACCUUUGGUAUGUUUAUUAAAAAAAUUAGUUCUGGUUUUCAAUAACCGGUUUUAAAAAAAAAAACACCCCUCAAAAGGUUUUUCCUCUUGAGUCCUCGACGCAGCGUAACAUCACGUUGUUGUUUCGCGUGUGGUUUUUCGUGUUCGCGAACAUCCGAAAACAGCCGCCUAGUCGCAUUAUAUUAUCGCCGCCAGCGGAAUUCGGAAAUCCGCGGGCGUGCGGUUGUCGCGACGGGGCGGGUACGACGCGUAAUCGCGAGUGUUACUGUCGUGCGUUUCGGAAAUACAAUUUUCUGACCCCCCCACCCCCACCCCCUCCUUUCCGAAACGUCAACCCCGCUUUCUCCGCACGCCGGAGGCACCUGAAUCGAGUUUUCCACUUUAUUCGUUGCCCAACCCCCGCUCGCCGAUAAUGAGGGUAGUGCAAUGUAAUAAAGAAAGAUCGUAAAAAAUGGCGAUGCGUCUAUUAAAAAAAAAAAAAAAAACACCGUCACCCCUGCAGCGCCCGGCGAGCGCAUCUCUCGGUUAAUGGGAUUAAAAACUAGCGCGCGACAGUAUAAACAACGUUGUACAUAUUAUUUACAUCGCCGUCGCCGUCGCCGUGUCACCUAUGGUGUAUAUUAUAUUGUAAACGCCUAUAAAUAUAUACAUAUUUACGUAUGUAUGUACAUAUAUGUAUGUAUGUAUGUAUGUACAUAUUUACGUAUGCAUGUAUGUAUUAUAAUGUACGCGUUAAGCGGCGAAAUGCGCGGGACGGGACGGGGGCGCGGGGCGGCGCAGUUGGCGUACCUCGCGAGGAGUCCGUUCGUCAUAGCGCGCGCGGGAUGGCACAGGGUCGACGGCGACCGGCCGCACGUCCGCCGAACUCGCGCGCGCGACGCACGUCCGCGUGUCUGCGUCGUGCGCGCCGCAGCGAGCGGCCGCGCGAACGUCGUGCGCGAAACAUCACCGCGUGCGCCGCGUAUCAUGCGAGAGGCGUACACGCACGCAUCGUGACACGUGCACGCGCACAUACACGAGCGUGAUCACGCGCGCGCGGGACGAACGCGACGGCCAUCGGCGUGCCCGUGUGUUAUACCGACCGCGGCCGCCCGGGGAAAUUCCGAUCAAUAUGGACCCGCGGAGAGAAGACCGGAGUGAAAAUGGCGGCGGCGGCGACGGCGGCGGUGGUAUUCGGAACACGAACCGUUUUUACCGGAGCUCGCGCCGCGCCUCCUCGCUCGCCUCGCGGCUUAUAUCGUGUACCACUUCCGGUGGUGCGCGCGGUUACCGCGAACGUCAUUUCCGCCCCGCGCGUGUACCACGUCGUACAAUAGUACGCGUGCACAUCACUAAUUAUACACACACACACACACAAGAGGGUCCACAGAACCCCCCCCCCCCCCCCCCCCCCCCCCNCCCCGCCGCCGCCCCCAAAUACCCAAUAAGCUGUUUAAUAGUAUAGACUAAAUGUUUUAUCCGUGUGUUUCGUAACUAACGAGCGAAACAAAACACAAAUUACCUAUUGACAAUGUAUCGUGCGUGUACGAAAAAUAAAGUUGAAAAGGUUUCGAUUCACUUGUAUAUAAAAAAAAUCGUAAAAAAACGCGUAUUCGCUUAUUGCGAGCAUCGUGUAAAGCGGAUUGUGCGGGUAUCGCCUCCGUGUUCAUAAUUUCAGCACCCCCAAGGUUGGCGGUCUAGUUGAGCCUAUGCACUCGCGCAGAAUGUAAUAUUUACAAUGCGCUUUCCCGAUCGUCUUUUACGUGAUUCAAUUCGAGUUUUAUUAAGACGCGUCCCCCUUGCCCUAUCCACCCAUCGGAAAACGUUUUUUACGAUCCGAAUUAUCGGAAUCGUGUAUCGUAAAAGACGUCCGAUUUUUCGCACAACGGUGUAAUGUUUGUUCGGAAACAACAGUGGCGUAAUUAGAUGGUCGCAAGGGGUCGAAAAAGUAAUAAUUUGCAACCCCUGAUAUUUCUGUACUUAUGGUUUUUCGUUAGAAAAAAAAAAAAAUUAAAAUAUAUAAGUAAUUAUUUAAUUGUUUAAUUAUGAAAAUAAACCUGUUCGAAAAUUAUAUAUUAUGAACAAUACUCCGUAAAUUGAAAUUGAAAUUGAUUACGAUUUACUAUCAUAAGAACUUAAAUAAAAACGAACAGAUUUUUAGAUUUAAACUUUUCUUUCGUCGGUUUUUACUUAUUCCAUAUUCGAUUUACUACUAUGUAUUAUAAUUUUUUUUUUUUUGUACAAGUUAUGGAAUGUUUUAGUUAUUAAGUAUUAAAAAGUAAAAAUAUAUACUUAAAGAAAAAUUGAAAUAACCAAUAAAUGCACGAGCCGUUACUAUAAAUACUUUAAAAUAGAGAACAACUACAGUGAGACAGUUACAAUAUUUUCUAAUUCUGAAUUCCGUAUUCCAUUUGUAAAAGAUUAUGCGAUAAGAAAAAUUAUUAAGAUUUAUAACGUGUUUUACAUUAACAAUAAAUAAUAAAUAGGAUCGUAUUAAAAAAAAAAACGUUAUUUGUUUAAAUAACGUUGGGGGUUUUUGCAUCCCGAGUAAUUUUUGUGACCCUCGAAAUUACGCCCGAAUUACGUUACCGGGAUACAGUCUCCGAAUUGCCGACAGUUUGCCCGUAGAAACGUUCGAUACGCCGCCGGUUUUAUUCGCGCCGAUUUAUGUGUUGCAGGCACGGAAAAAACGCCACUGAUAAUACCAAUAACACUGUGCAUACCUCGCUCACACUCUGGUUUAUUUUUUUAUUUUUUUUGAUCUCGCAACGAUUUAUCGUCAUAAACUAAAUCGUCUACCCUGUACAUCGCCUGUAGGUGGUGCUCCUCCGAAAUUCGUCGCGCGCUACUGCAGCAAUGGCGCACCCGCGGCGCGACGUACGUCUUAAUUUUUUACGGUCGCGCUAAGAGUUUCCGGUCUUGUUUUUUUAUUUCGUAUUUAUUUACGAAAAUGUAGCGCGCAUACACUUGUUUUUCGUUUCGGGGUUCGGGUUUUUUUUUUUUUUCUUUUUAUGUUCACCCGCCACUUCGUUUUAACCGCGCUCCGCGGCGUGCGUGUAGGCGUCGCCCACGCGGUUUGACGAUAAAUCAUUAAGAAACUCGCGGAGAAAACUUCCAGCGCGCGGAACGACGAGGAAAGAAUAUAAACACGCGUACAAGAUGAAAAAAAAAAAAAAAAAUCUACAUGUAUUAUAUUAUAUUUAUACACGUUUUUAGUAAAAAAAAAAAAAUAAAAAAAAAUAAAAAUAAAAACGAAAUAUUGCUAUAGUUUUUCAUUGUUAAUAUCAAAACGAAUUACCGUUUUGACGCGUCGAGAACGUAAUAUCCCCCGCGUCGAUUUAUUACAAUAAAUUAUAAUAUCCGCUGCACUCCGGUUAAUACAGCCGCUAAUCCAUACACGAUAUUAUGCAAUCAUACCGUAACGUUAAGUAAUUAUAUUCGCACACGCGUACCUAUAAUACAACAACAACAACAACAAAAGUUUGUAAUUUAUACGGACGCGUUUUUAGAUUUUUUCGUUAACAACAUAAUAACGAUUGUAAUACAAAUAAAAAUUGUACUACGCGUACAAAUAGGAAAACGAAUAAAUUAACGAAUGAAUGCGUGCGCCUGGAGUGUUGCGCGGAUAAGUGUAUUACACGGCCGGUCUCGAAUGAAAAAUUCACUAAUUCGGGUACGUCGCGGUCAAAAUGUAACACGCUCGACGGUAAUGCACUUAUCAUGUAUAAUACUCCGGGCGGCGUAUUCAUUCAUCCGUUUAUUUUUUAUUGCAUAUCUAUAUAUAUUAUUUAUUCACGGGUAUUAACCGUUUGUUAAUGAUUUUGUUUUAACUUUAUUAUUUCAUUGUACGUUACAAUAUUUUCGCGAUCAUUUACAUGUGGACACGUAGCACAUUGUCAAACGAUACAUUUAGCUUUUAUAGUGUGACGCGUAUGAAUGGACGGGUCCGGGGGCGGGGGAGGGGGAAGAACACGUAUAGUGACAAAUUUUAAACUUCGAAACGAUUACACGGAUUUCAAAGUUUACUAUUCCUGUUUCUGUAUUCUCUGUGUGCGUAUAUUUUACUGCAACCUAUAGGUUUUCCCGGGACCGUUCUUGUUUCGCCCCUUUGAAUAAUUAAUUGCCGUUCGUUAGUACUCGCCAGUCACCGAGACCGACACACGGUGCUAAACAAAAACGAAAACGGAAAAAUCAUUCCUGUUAAACAAGGUGUUCUGCGGUGUUAUCCUUAUGCUAAUAACUUUGUCAAUAUUCAUUUUUUUUUUUUUUCAAUUGGGUUUCGUUUCGCGCGAGGGCGACUCGUCAUUAUGUGUAGAGAAAAAUCGAAUUUUUAUUUUAAUCAUUUUACAAAACGGUUAUUUCGAAAAUUCGGUGAUAAAAUAAAACGUUAUUUAUUUCAAUAACUACGCGACGGAAAUAUAAUUUAUUUCUACGUAUGUGUCCCCUCUCGCGAAAAACCCGAUUGAAAAAAAAUAAAAAAAAUGGAUAUCGGCAGAAUUAUUAGCAUAAAGAUAUAACGCUGUUAUAGGACACCCUGGAUAGGUGCACAUAAUACAGACCAUACGAUAUAUCACUCCAAAAAAACAAUAUUAUCGCACCAACAGAUAAUACAAAAUUAUACGAUAAAAAAUGUUUAAAUCAAAAUAAUACGAAACGAUUGUUUCGUUAUUUCGUACGCCCAACACAAUAAUAAUUUAUAGUGAUGUAUUUGACGAAUAACUUUAAAUACAUUAUUGUAUUAUUAUUAUUAUUAUUAUUGUUAUUAUAGGCGGACUGGCGGCGUACAAAAGUCUUCCGUAUACGACUCACGAUAGUAUUCUUACGGAAAAAAGGAAACAAAGGAGAAUACGGACGACUUUUACUUCGGCGCAGCUGAAGGAAUUGGAAAGAGCGUUUCAGGAAACGCAUUAUCCCGACAUAUACACCAGAGAAGAGAUCGCCAAACACAUAGAGCUUACCGAAGCCCGAGUCCAAGUAAGUUGUAUUUUCGCCGUUCAACGUACGAAAAAACACUAUACGCGGAUGUACGUUUACGUUACUACGAAGGCUAAUACAAUAAUAUAUACAAAUAUGUAUAUAUAUAUAUAUUUAUAGGAUACGGUAAAAUGUAUAUUCGGUAAUGUAAUAAAAAAAAAAAAAAAAAAAUGUAUCGUCGAUAACGACAUGACAGAAAAUAUAAAUGUAUAUCGUACGUUGUUCGUCGAAAAUCGAAUUGUAAUACGAUUUCCUUUGUUACAUAAAUUGUGUAGGAAAUACGCCGGGGCUGGGAGUCUAAAAAAAAAAAAAAAAAAAAAAACAACCGGGUAUACACUUAAUACGCUCAAUAAUAUACAAUACGCGUAUAAUGUAGCGCGCGAUUUUUCUACAAAAAUACAUUUUACAGUUCAAAUUUGCGUUUGCCUUGUAGCCAAAACCCCGUUCGUUUGUAUUCGUUCCAUUUAAAUAUGAAACGCGCAAAGCGGUAUCUGUACAAAUAAUAUCACGUAUUUUUAAUUCGAUCGGAUUAUGAUUAUGUGUCGAAUGGAAGUUUCAAAUUAUAUGAGUGAACGAUCGAAGUAUCGGGUUUAAGCGAACACUCUGAUCAUUCAGAACCGCGACUUGUUUCGAACGGUUUUUCGUAUUUAGGUGAGUAUACACGUUAAUAGUGAACGUUCAUCGUAGAAUCGUUUAAAAAACCGAAUUCGUAUCCAUCGCGGUUUUUACACGUACGAUAUACUUGUGUAUAUUAUGGUCCGAAUUCUCACCCGAGGACGACGAUAACGAAUCUCGCAUCGCUACAUCGGACCCGGGAGACAAGGACUUUGUGUAGUUGAUUUCCAAAUAGUUUUCAAUGUAUACGGGUUACAUAACGAAAUCUACAGAAACGAAACGAUUGUGAAACGGCUAGAUCGCUAAACAGGCUGACCUAAAAUACGACUCGCGUCUUUUUGCCGAACGCAAAUGUACGCGGUAGUGGCCCGGAACGUGUGGGCGAUUUUCAGUAAAAAAACGCGUUGGACUAUAAAUAACACGGCACGGUGUCGUAGCAGGGAUUUUCGUAAGGGGGGGGGAGGGAGGGGAGGGGUGUUUUUAUUUUGUCUUUAGACGUAACCUUGUAACUUUAUUGCGCGCGCGUAACAUUAUAGUUAAUUGGAAUUAUUAAUCUGAUGCGUAACUGCACAUGCCUAGUUGGCAAAAACUACAAUUUUCGGCAUGGAUAUAGCCAAAUGGGGCGGCGAAGAGGUUUUCCGAACACCGAAAUACCCCCGGGCCCCUCGCUACGCCGCCGAUACAGCGUACCGCUUAUAUACCAUGCGGACGGAAAAUCGUGGGCAAACGUGUUAUCGUUUUCGUUACCCAUCGGAAAACGGUUUUCGCUCUCGACGCCGCAGUAAUAACAACAGUCCGGGGGGGGGGGGGGUAGGGGGUACGCCCCCGUCGAGCGAACGCGCUCGGGAACGCGAUUUUCCCACACUUUUACAACGCGGAGCGCCGUAUUGUAAUAAUAUUUGUUCGUUACGUCGCUGUACGCGCGGCCGUCGGACAUCGAUAACAAUAACGGCGGCAACUGCAACAACAGCAAACAACGACAAUACUAUCGCGAGCGCAUCGAAUCGCGUAAUCCGAACCCGCGGCCGCCUUUGGCACCGUCGGUGUCCGACCGAAAGGAAAAUUGCCGCGGCGCGUGACGCGACGUCUCAAUUUGUGCCACCGGGCCGACGUUAUCGCGCGCGCCGCUCUCCCCGCCGUGCUUUGCUUUGCUUUUUUUUUGUUUUUCCCCGACUCUUUUGGGCCGCGCGGUAAGCACGCCCGGCGUCACCGUGCUAAACAAGCGCGUAAUAAGAUACUCGAAUGCGCGUGUGUGCGCGCCAUUUUUCGUGUCCGGCACGCGUCCCGGGCACUUGACGGCACGCGACCCGCGGCACCCUAAUUAUUGUUAUUUGCCCCGCGGAACAUCGUCGCGUCCGGUCCGAUCCCCUCAACAGUAUUAGGCGAUUACAUCCGUCAGCCAAUUAACACGAAACGGAAAUCGUAAAACAAUUGUGAUUGGGGGGGGCGGGCGUCGGUGUGAUUGAUUUCGUCGGGGACACGUAACAAAUUAACAUAAACUGAAUAUUUUUUUUCGGUUCCUACGUCUAACGUGUGACUGUACUGGCGACGAGCCGGCACGACUUUUUUCCGACACCCGAUGUUCAAAUGUUUUCCGCCGAUAUAAAACCGACAAUCGAUCCCCCGAUAUUUUUAUUUUAUUUUUUUUUUCGCGACCAUUAGCCGAUAUUCAUCGAAAUCGUCCGAUGCGUUAAACAAAAAAAAAAUCCGAUUUUCGCCGGUAUAAUUUGUAUAUUAUGUUAUAUGUUAUAUUGUUUAUUGAAGUCGGUAACGCGUUUAUUAAAUCGAGGACCUUUUUUCUGAAAAAUAUCGGGUCUGAUAUCGGUUUAAAAAAAAAAAAAAAAAUAGAAAAAAAACCGACGGCCGAUUUUCCGAUGACGCCGACGCUCACCUCUGAUUCUUAAACGUUCUCGUACGAAGGGGAGGGAGGAGGGGGGGGGGGGGGCGUGUGGGGUACGCCGUUUGUUCGUUACGGAAUUUCCGGUUUUCGUCGGUUUACACUCGCACGCAAACUCUCCGACCGGCGAUAUUGACGCGCUUGCUAAAUUAUCGCCGUGUGGACCGGGCGGUUUUCGCCGACCGCCGUGCCCGACAUCCGACCCGCGGCCCGUUGCACGGUUACCCGCGAACGUUCGCGUUCCGGCACCCACGGCCGCCGGCAGCGAUUAUCCACAAAUCGAUACCGUCCGAACGCGAGAAAGACGUCACCGCAUAACCCGUUGACACACAACGUUGUCCGUUGUCAACGACGCGUGUUCGGCGUCACAGACCAGACGGCGUUCACGACGUGAUUCCACCGUCAUCACUUUAAUCGGCCGGAUUCAAUAACACCGGGCCAACGGCGCUUCACGACGACCGCGGGUUCGCGCGCGCUCGCCCAAUCUGGCCACGGCACGUAACGAUUAUCCGUUGGACCGCUUCAACGUGUUUUCCGUUUCGACGCGGAGUGACGGACCGGUCGGUUGCACUAUGGUCCGCGUUUCGUUCCCGGUCUGUAAGCGAUUUUUCAAAAAGAAAACUUGCUCCGAUAAAUCCAGUGUAGCGUCAUUUUCGAAAGGCGAAUGUCUCUGGAGUCGGCGCGUGUAAUUGCGUAAAAGCCGAAUAAGACGAAAAAUGUGAAUGCAUUGAUGAUUUCGUUGUUUUAAAUGUUUACACAUUAAGUUUUUUACUAGAAAUAUUGUUCCAAUAAAAAAAAAAAAAAACACAAAAACGACAGGUGAUCUGUUUUGUCGCAUUUUUAAUCUCAUUGGUGAGUAAGUAAGUCGUUUUUUGAUAUCUCCUAUAGUUUUGUUUAAUAGUUGAGCGAACCCGAGAAAGAACGGGAGAAUUUACGAAAACAAUACUUUUAUAAUUUUAAAUUUGUGGUUUUUUCGUUAUCAUUCGGUUAAAAAUAUUCGUUUGGACCUGAAAUGUUGACAGAAAACUUAUUGUUGCCUUUUGACAAUUGGAAUGACCAUUUUUGUUCUAUUUAUGGACAUUUUAAUUUUGCGGUUCUUUACGUCAUUUGUGUGGAUAAUUAAGUUUGACUACGCAGAAAAGCUUGAACGUUUUGCAUGAGGUUCGUCACAGGUCGUACUUGGUGGUAAAAAAAAAAAAAAAAAGUUGUGUGCAAUGUAGUAGUUUUGGUUUUUUUUAAUAAGCGUUUUAAUAUCGAAUUUUGACGAAAAUUAUAGAUAUUAUUGCUUUUCGAAAACAUACGUAACUAAACUUCGUUUCAAAUCGUUUUCGUUACCGACGGUUAAUGAUUGUUUACAGAUGUAAAUCGAAUAGACGUACAUAACGUACCCUCCCAACACCCCACGUACAACGGCGGUACACCCGUCCCCCGGUACCUACAACAAUACAUCAUUAUACCAAUGAAGUCUCGUAUGAUUUACUCGUUUUAUAUCAAUAUUGCGCUCAAUGCGUAUUAUUAUAGAUUCUCGACGUCCAAUUUUGAUAAUCCAUUGGAAAUUUAUAAAUAAACGUUUACGUUGUGUGUGUGUGUGUGUGUGUGCGUGUGUGCGUGCGUGGAUUUUACACGAUUACAGUUCGUCGUUUCCUCGCCGAUUUCAAACCUUAUAAUAUUUUCCACAGUUGUUUAGAUGAUUGUUACGCGCGAUUCCGGUCGACCGUGAUGAAUAUUAAUCGCGAUGGGAUGUUUUUAUAUUCAUUUUCGUAAAACUGCAGCGGCGUCCGCGUGCACGGGGAAGAUCAUUGUUCAUUUUUAACACUUAUAUUAACGGUCUCAGUAGCCCUGCAGCAUGUUCAACUAAACUGUCAACGAUAUAUUACGCCCCGCAGGGGUUCGUUUAUUUCAUAAACACCGACAACUUAAUUCAUAUAAUGCAUAAAUGGUCGUUUUUCUACCCUCCCUUAUAUUAUUGUUAUUGUUGUUAUUAUUACUAUCAUAGUUUACGACAACUACUACUACUACUACUACUACUACUACUACUACUACUACAACAACGGUGCCCCGGAGUUUGCGCAUUAUAAUAUCGUUAAUAUUUUUAAUCCGGAAUAUUGACGGUGUACACGUAAAUGAUGUAAAAUCGGCGUUAGCGCCGAUCGCACAAAACCGAGAAUCAACGUUCACGCGCGGCGGCAAAUAACUUUGAAAAAACGCAUUCGUACAUCUGCGUAUUACAUUGUAACAUUACGAAGAGAGAAAGACACGUCCGUGCGUUUGUAAUGCUCAAGAACCGCUUAAUCGAUUUCAAAACUCCUCUCGCCUAAAGAUAGCUGCGUUAUCGGCGAGUUACGCGGGCCGGAUAUCAUUUUCGAAAUGACCGGAGAUCCGUGCACGAAAAUGUCAAUAAUUAGGUUUUCAGGUACUUUCGGUGUUUGAACAUCCAAUCGUUUAGUUAUUUAUUUUUUUGUAUGUUCGUGGGUUACCUUGACGGCACGGAUGACAAUGUGGGGCCGUCACGGACGAGAAAACUAUUGUCAUUGCUAUUAUUUACACUAUUUUCUACAGCAUUAUAGCAAUGCGUUGCCGGGUCGGCUAGUAUAUUGUCGAACGAACCUCGUCGAAUUGCACUUCUUAUGCGAGGAAUUUAUUCCGAAAAGUCCAAGAGCACUUCAACAGUCUAUAAGAUAAUAUAUACGUCAUAAAAUGUGUACUCGAGAUGAAUGGAAAUACUUUCUCGGUGCACGCGCAAAGGUAUGCGCGAAACCGAAAAAGGGGGGGGGAAAAAAUGAACGCUGCGUUCGAGAAUUUAUCAUUUGCGCGUCGUCUGCGCUUAUCUGUGCCAAAAUAUCGUACGUUAUUUGCGCAUAAACAAUUCAUAAUGGAUGUUGCGUUCGAAAAAUAAAAGCGUACGUAUUUACAAAUGACCUGGCUGUACUUCAGCCGCGUAAUACCUAAUACACACGUAUUCGGAAGCGCAGAAAUUCGUACAGACAAUGUUUUUGAAAGCAUUCGGUUGGCAAUCAAAUAAAUUGAUAUUACCUAUACUUUAUGUAUGUUUGAAUUUUAAAAUGAACGGUUUUUUUUUUUUUGUUGUGUCUUGCGUGUGCCUGAAAAAUGUAGCGGUUCCGUCGGUUGAAAAACUGAAAGUCUGUAAACAAUUUGCGCUCGUGGACACGAUAAAAUACACCGUAGGUAUAAUCAUUGAUUAAAUAUACAUAAAAUAUACAAUACACAACGUAUGUUUAAUCAACGGUUAUAAUCUCUUUCUGUCCUUCUACUAUUAAAUAGUAGUACACGUCCAGUGGCGCGACCGAGAUUUUUUGAAGGAAAGUAUCGCAUGUCUACAUCGCGGUUUUUAACGCGUUCUAAUAAAUUUAUAUUACUUAAACGCGGAUGAAGGAGGGCGUCCGAAAACCGAAAACACCCCCCCCCCUUCUCCGCAAUUGGGUUGCGCUUAUGCCUACGUCGUUGCGCAAGCGACUAGUGUCAGAAAAAAUGUCAGAACGGUAAACAAGUGUUUUACAGUGAUGUUUUUUAUUUUUAUUUUUAUUUUUCCCGUGGACGACUAAUUUUCUACCAGCAAUUUCGCUCCGAUUUACAACCGGGAACAACGUAUGGAAAACGGGAAAAUAAAUUUAAACAAUUAUUGUCGAAGAAUGUAUUCAAUGCGAUUAUUUUACCAUAACACGACGUACACGUUGUCGACAAAGCAACACUGCCACCAACCGAACUCCGUUCAGAAUCGUUUUUCCGUCGGCAAUGGUCAUGAUCGCGUUACUCACAGACGUACGUAAAACUGCCUACAGCGGUGGCCGCGCCCGUCCGCCCGUUGUCCCGUGAAAGCUUCUUUUUUUUUUUAUGACGGCCGCGAUCGUAAUGCGUUUUACGCGUUUGAAGAAUGUAAGCACCGCCAAAGGUAUACGCGCGUAGUCUCUCGAACGUCGCUCCCGGACGGCGAGCCGGCCGAUUCGUGACGUAUUAUUAUUGUUAUUACGGGCGGCGCACAAUUAAAUCGCGUCAUAUUUAUUUUUCGCCCUGUAAAAAAAAAAAAAAAGAUAAAAAGAAAAAAAAAAAACGCGAAAAAUCCCUUGUAAACACGGUAUAAUAUACUGUAGCACUCGCGGGCGCGUACCUACGGCGGCGGCGGCGGGUAAUGAAGGGACAAUAUUGCGUUGAUUUAUUGUAAACGCGGGCGCGCGCCGCUCUCUCGCUCCCGAAUCUGGCGCCAUAAUCCCUGUGCAUAUAUUUGUACGCGCGGCACGUCACCGUUGUUCCGUCGGCGGCCUUUACUGUUUGCUCAGUUGCGCGCGAAAAGUCGCCGGACGUAUGGGGCCGGGGAUGGUGCGCGUGUGUGCUGUACUGCACAAUGCGCGGAGGGCAGGGAGAGCGUAAAAAAAACCCCCGAAAAAAAAAAAAAAAAACAAACAAACAAACAAACAAACGGAAUAAUAAUAAUAACAUUAACAUGUGUUAAACAAGUAUUUAGCCUUCUGUCGUCUCGCGUACCGCGACAAUAAAGGCACCUACGGCCGUACACACGCGUAAGCGUCGCAGUUUCGCGGCGGCGAUCGUGCGCCGCGCCCCACAGGGGUGAGCGACACCGGCCGGUGACUGCCGCGCGCGCGUUACGAUCGCCGUUAACCGUUAUCCGCGAUUGUGCGUGCGGGCACGGGACACCGGCUGUCCCGCCGGUGCAGACGCCAGCGUUUGCCGGACCGACCGCGCAGGGAACAAUCGGCCGGCUCUCCCCGCGGUUCUCGGACGGCGGGCAAUGAUCCGUGCGCGCGCGUACGCAACACUAACGCACGCGCGCAUAAUAUUAUUCGUAACGCGCGCCGGGCCCCGUGCAUGCGCCGCGGCGAUUGUCGCCGGUUUAAUGAACUACGCGGGGACGCGGCGCGUAAAGGGUUCGGAUCGUGUCUAUUAUUAUUACCUAUUAUUAUUUCGCGUGCACCCGCCCGUCCGUUGUUUGUUCGCGUCGCCCUCCCCGUCCGCCGACCGGCCCUUUUGUGCGGCGUUCGCCGUCGCGCGCCUACAAUGCGUGCGCGUUUGUGGCCCGCGGUACGUAUCUGCGUCGUUGUCACCGUCAUUGUUAUUUGUUGCUUCUGCUGCCGCCGCGGGACGCGCAGGUGCCCCGGUGUCUCGGGGAAAACGUUUCAACGAGAGGACCGCUUUUUUUUUUUUUUGCUAAAAUUUCCCGUCGUUAUCGACAUCGUCCGGAGCUAUCGGAUAACGCGCGCGUGUCCGGCAGUAACUUGCAUUUUCCCGUUCCCCCCCCCGCCCACGCAGUCAUUAACGAAAACUGUACGAGGAAAAUCGCGGGAAAACGAUCCCCGCGACCCGGCCGGCCGGGUACGAUUUCGUUUCGGAAAAGUCACUACGUUCGCAGACAAUUGUUUCGGCGGAGAUGUUGUUUACGACAAAAAAUAAAUCGGAGAAAACACCGAGCAGUCUCGAUCCGAUUAAAAACUCUACUGGGGAUUUUCGACGUAGUCACGGCCAUCGCUGCGGGUCGCGCUUUUUCGAUGUCCCCCGUCGUAACAACUCGGGAAAAACCGGUCGUUGUUCGUGUGAUUUUUGCCGGUUUCCGGGCGACAAGCGAAAGACUACGCGGCCGCCUGCGGCAACACGCACUGCUCGCAAGCGUUUUUCAUUAGCGACGGUUACGUCUGCGCGUACGCGUUACGCGCCGAACGGAAUCGUUCGGUUCCGCGGUCUCUCCGCGAAACAGCGGCACGCCCUCGGGCAGCGUCGGCCUCGUUCACGUCGCGGUUUUCGCCGCGAAAUCCGCGCGUACGCAGAGGCGAUCGCGGCGACGCGCCAAGAACGUAACAAAGCUGUGCGGCCGUGCGGGUGCGUAACGCGUAUGCUGUCGCGCGGGUUUUUUUUUUUAUCAUCAUCGUUUGCCGCCGAAGGGUUUCCGCGUCCACGGACAACGGAUCGCGGUACGGCUGUCGAUAACCGGACGCUCGUCGCGAAAAUAUACGCGCGCAUCAAACCGUCGGCGUAUGAUAUUACAGUGGGCGCGAAAAACAAUCGGAUCGAAAACAUUCGACGCGCGCGCAGUCGUAAACGUCAUUUCGAAAAAGGCCGCGUCCGGUACACCGCAGUGCGCAGACGGAGAACACCGUAACGGUUAUCGGUACGUGUUCGGGUUUUGAAGGCAACACAAUCGAUAUAAAAAAAAAAAAAAAGCUCGCGUUGUCCACUGUUGUCGGUGAGAAGUUGAGAAGUUUGUUGGGUAUAGAGGGGAAAUCUACGAUUUGUGUCUACAAGCGACGACAGACCGUUGCUUAAUAAAAACGAUUCUGAGCGGAAUUCAGUUGACACAGUGACGCUCCGUCAAUAAUAUAUACGUCAUAUUAUUGUAAAAUAAUUAAAUAGGGAUUAUAUGUUAUUUUAUUUAAUGUGAUAAUAUAAUCGAAAAACGAAUUCCUUUGAGUACCUCCCCGGUCGGAUUUAUUUUUAGAAAAAGUGCUAUUAUUGUAAAUAGGAGCGAAAUUGCUGAUGGACAAAUUCUCCACAGAAAAAAAAACAUCAGUAUUUUACUAAUGUAUUUCGUACAUUUUCCCGUUUUUUUUCGUUUUUUCCCUUUUAUUGGGAAAACUGCCUGGAAAAUCGAACAAUGAUUGUACAUAGGAAAUAAUCUUUCUACGUCCACUAAAGUUAUAUUGGGGCGUAUUUCAUGCAUAAAUAAUUAUAUAAAUUAAGAUAAUUACUUAUUAAAUCGACAAUGUUUUUUUCUCCAAUUGAUACUUGGUUGAUAUUUUUGAUAAAAAAUGCAUUUAUAAGUAAAAAAAAAAAAAAAGGCAAAGUACGAAAAAUACGAGUAUAUUUUUUUUCUAGCUAAUUAUUUUUGCAUUGUACGACUAAUUUUAUAAAUUUUACAAAUCGAAUACAGCCUCAACCUCAGCUUGUAUUUGUAAUGAGAAAAACUUCUUUCGACGUCUGUAGACGUUGUCAACGCGUGUCGCACCGUGCUUGUAUUUAAAAAACGUGCACUUUCGGAUUUUCAGAUAUUCCGGUUAUUGUUAUUAUUAUUAUUUUUUUUUUUUUUUUUACCAGUAUGGCGAUAGACACUAUAUUAUUAUUAUUGUCGUCGUUCGGCGCGAAAAAAAUACGAAUCGUCAUCACUCAUCCGGGGAGAUCGGCGGUGAAAAUAACAAUGUACAUAACGAUCGAUCUUUUCCGGGCGUUGUCAUAUUAUUAUAUCUCCGCCAUCCGACAAAAACUAUAAUAUAAUGUGCAGGGUGAUUUUAUACCCCUUCUUUACACUCCCUCGGUCUGAACGUUAAACUGUUGUUAUACUCGUAUAAACGAUACAUUUGAAUCAUCCGAUAUUAUUUAUUGUGUUAGUACUAUAUAAUAUUAUAGAGCUACGCGCCGUAGCCAGUAUAAUAUCAACGUUUUAAGAAAAAUGUUCUCUUUUCGAAUUUGAGUUUACAAAUCACUAGUGCUGCCCCGCGCCCGUGCCGAUUUUUUAUUCGCUUUACGUUUAUUCCGGUUUCCGCUAUGAACGUAUCGGUAUAUUGAAACAAACAGACGUAAUGUGGAAUUAAAAGUGUUCUAGUGCGUCGUACAUUUUUUCAUCCGUGCAACCACAGAUACUCGCACAGCACAGGGAUUAAACUACUCGUAUAACAUAACAAUAUAAUACUCACUAAAAUUAUGAGGACAUAAUGUGUAGCGACAUAAACUGUAGUGUUUUUACUGUACCGAAAAAUAAAAAGAUUCAAAGAUGACGUUAUACGUGUUUUCACAUUUCACUUAUAUGCGCGCAGUACAGCGCAUAAUUUUUUGGUUUUUUUUUUUCAUCUAAAUAAGAUAAAAGUAGUGUAACACGCGUGUAUAAAAAACUUUUUUUUUAAAAUGUUUUUCGGUCGAUCGCGACAACUUAUAAAAAAAAACUAUAAGAGGUCGAUCACAAUAGUCCAUUAAAGUCGGCCGUCCUCGGUUCGUCGGUUCGCGAUAAAAACACCGCCAAUCAUUGACGCCCCGGACGGGGGACAAGGCGGGGCAUCUGGACUUUAAAAUUUCAAGUAUAAUUUUAAUAACCGGAUCAUUUAUACAGUUUCGUUGUAAUUUUUGGCGUUUGAUUUUAUCGCGGUCCUCCCUGGUCGUCAAAGGACCCGUUAUUGUUUAGGGUUGUACGUGAGGAGGAGAAGAAGAAAAAAAAAAAGUGCCAUUCGAAACUUCACCGAGACACCGCGGACACUGUCCGUUCCUGAUAAAUUUCCCGCGGGCGCCCGUGCCGCCGACGCGUGCGGCCGCAGUACGCACGAAAUGUAUGCAAUGCGCGGACUCGGUGCCGGAAGAAUAUAAAACGGAGACCCGUCGCGGUUUGGCGGGGGCGGCGGCGUGGCUGAUUGAAAUAAGACGCGUACAUGUGAUGGGGGUGGGUGCAGGGGAUGAGGUGGGCAAACGAGAGAGGACGGCUACAGAAUGUACGGGGGGGGGGAAGAAGGGGGAAGGGAAGAGCGAAAGCCGUAUAUUAUUAAAUUAAUAACGGGCCAGCGAACCGGAAGAACCGCCGCAGCCGCCGCCGGUGUUGGUGGCGGUGUCGAUUCUCCGGCGUUUCGGCGUCGCGCGAGUUUAUGUCACGUUGUGUAUACGAUAAUAAUGUCGCGAACCGCAAAAUAUUAUACACUGCACACGCCCGGCGACCGGGGUCGGUGUGAGUGCGUUCGUCCUAUCGUGGCAGUGGCGUUUUUAGCAUUUUUAGGGGACGAAAACUGUCAUUCGCAGUCUCGCGGGGGAGGGGGGGGGUUACGUCUGCCUCCCCGACCCUCCCCCACUUGGCGCGCGUACUGCGAAUGCGUACGAUCCGCGUCGUUGCAUUCGAUAAAUUCGUUUUCGUUGUCUUCGAACGCGGGUGUACCCGAAUAAGCUCCACGCACCACCGCUCACGCCGAUCAACGGUAACACGCAAUCGACUGGCCGUAAGACACGGACGUUUUACCCCGCGAUUUUACCGCGGUUACCUAUUUUACGCCGUGUUAUCACGGUUACGCGGGAGCGGGUGUAUCCUCGGAUACACCUCCCCCUCCAUCUUAAAUACGGUACUGUAUCGCCGAUAGUUCGUCGGAUGUCCGUCGUCGUCACCGAUAUUUGUGUACGGAGUGAUCGACCCCGACACUCAUUAUUACCUACCUAACUAUUGCUUUGGACAUUUUUUUCGGACAGCGUAUGAAACAAGCUAAAUUUAAAACUUGAUUCAAACAAAUUCAGUGGAGGAAGACAUUUCGAAAGGAGGGGGACAGACCCGUAACUCCCAGUGUGCACCUUCGGUAUAUUUUACAAAUUCCAUAAACGGACGAAGUUUUAGUUUAAAUACGUUUUGGGGUUGACGUAUUUAAUUUCCGCUAAUCCAUUAACGACGUACUCCAUUUUUAAGUUUUGGUAGAGAGAGAGUUGAACAUCAUUUGCGUGGCAGUACGGAGCGCAAUUUUCGAGUAGCUCUUCACUACUGUUUUACUGUAUGUUACUGUUAGAAAACCAAAAGAGGAUAGUGAUUUACAUUCGAAAAUAAGGGUGAAAAUAACUAACGGUUGGUAAUGUAAAAUUUCAGAACUGCUUGUUUCUUCAAUUAACUAAAAAAAAGUUUUCGUUACUUUUCGUUCAAAUCGAUAAUUCAUACGUUAAAGUUAGACAUAUCGUCCACGAGGAAAUUAUCAACCGUAUACGGAUUUUUUUUCCUACGCAUAUUAACUGAUUUUAACCUAUUUUUUAAUUUAAAUUUAUUUUUAACUAAACAAUUUAGUAGAAAAUAUUAUGUAUUUUCAAUAGCUGCAUUUCGUUAAUGUACGUUCCUUUAAUUCUGAGCCGACGACACGAUGACGUACACACAUUACCUUACAUACAUUUAGUAUAUUAUAAGUCGAUAUUGUCAAAAUUAUAGUAUGAUAUCUUACGAGUCGUUCGCUUGCGUGUAAACAUUUAAAAGUUUAUCGUUUCACAUAGUGGCGAAACAUAAUAUACACGUAUAUCUAUAAUCUAUAUGCAAAUCUAUACUUAUUUUCAUUUUUUUUUUUUUCGUUUUUGGAAUAUAAAUAUUUAAACUGUUUGUAUAUACGUCCGUAUAAAAUAUUAUAAUAUCAUAACAUCAUAAACGAAAAGGAAUCAUAGCUAUGCAUAUUUUAUUCAAAUGUGCUGUGUACAGUUCAACUGUUAUAAUAUCCAAAUACCACCUAUCCCUAUAUAGUAAGUUUUUAAAUAUUCCCAAGAGACGUCUGGACUGCAGUUAUCGUUGUUGAUAUACCUAAAACGUUAUCUUCUGGUUUUUUUUUUCGUUUUAUAAUUUUUUUAUAAAAUAAAGAACAAUUUAUAAAAAUUCGCCAUUUUAUAGAAUGCAAUCAUGCGUGUUCUUUAAAUGUUCAUAAUAUUUGAUACAUUGUAUAUUAUGUAAUCGUUAAAAAUGUCGGAUUAAAUAAACUAUAUAUUAUAACUAUACUAUUAAAUUGGAAAAGACUACGGGGCCAUCCAAGACAAAGUUAGACAGAUAGAGUGAUUGACGACUUUAUCAGGUGUGCGUCGAUUUCGGGGAGAAAAUAGUGUAAACAGAUAGAUGAUAAGUGUAGUUAAAGUAGCGAAGUUUCUAUAAGAACUACAAGAGAUUCGAAGGAGUAGACGUUAUAUGCAUCUGAAAUUGUGCUAAGCACAAUACUUUAUUUUGUUUCAAAAAAAUGCUUUAUUAAAUACUUAAAUACUUAAAUAACGUCUUACACGUGUAAUGUGCUUAUCGAGAUUAUUUUAACAGGACUCUACACCCUACACGUGAUACGUUAUGUCUUUGUUGUUUCUUUCUUACAAACACAUGAAUAUAGUAAAAACACGCUUACGCAGACUACCCAGAACUCGCUUAGUUUUUGGUUUUAGAGUGAAAGCACGAAAUUAUGAAAUUAUUUUUUUCAAAAGUUUUAGCUAGUUAAACAAUGUUGAAAAAGUCGUAAUUUAAAAAUGGUAAAUUGACUUUAAUGUAAAUAAUAAUAAUUUAUUAAUUAUUUGGAGAAAAUGGAAAAAAUGCAACGUCCUGUCCUCCGGACUACGGUUUUCUUUUGAUUUUAAAAUAGGUGUUUUCACUCAAAAAUCAAAAUCAAUCGAAUGCCGCGUAGUCUGCGCCAGCUUGUUUUAACUAUAUCGUGCGUUUGUAAGACAGAAAACAACGAAUGCAAAACACGUGUAGCGUCCCUUAAAUUGUUAUUAUUACGGGAAAAUACGUCUAAAUAUAGUGAUACGAUAAUUCUGAAGCUCGUUCGGAUUAACGAGACCCGACUGUAAUAUUUUGUACCGUGUAGCGCAUUAUCACAAGUAAUAGAUACCAACUAACUCGUAUUGCAGACAUAGGGAAUGCAGAAGUGCAGGCCUACUGGAACGUGGAAUACGCCGACGGUCGUUCGAAAAAAAAUCAAUAUUAGAGUAUAACAUAUGUAUACUCUAUGUACUCGCAAAUAAUACGAAAGGAUCUCCAUCACAGCGAAAUAACACACUGCACAAAACAAAUUAAGAAUUAACGAGUUUAAGUAUUUAUAUACAGCAGUGUAGGUACCUCCGUGUAUAUAGUGAGAUAAAUUUGAAAACUCCCACCUUCCGACGUUACUGCACGCGUACAAAACGUUAUUAUGUAUUCCUGCUGCGGUAAUAUUUAAUUAGUUUUAAACGUUUUCCGUCAAUCAUUUCGGUUUGGUGUUUGUUAUCCGUAAAUACUCGUGUGUAUACCUACAAUGUUAUAAUAAUAUGUUACGUGCGGUUGUUGUACAAAUCUAUUCUAAACGGACGUGCCGUAAUAUGAAAAUUCGACACCCUAACUACAAAUUCAUAAUGUUAUAUUUUAUACAGACGCGCAGAAUGCGUAUAAUAAUUUAUUAAAACGAUAAGUAGGUAUGAUAUGGCCCCAUAAACCCUCGUGCAAUUAUAAUAAUUGCAAUAUCGCCGAGUCACUGGUGGAUUUUAAAAAAUGUUCUGGUGGGAGGGGGAGCAUUGAAAAAUCGUAUGUAUUUCAAAUAUCGAUGCUUGUUUUUUAGAUGACAUUUUAUUGAAAAACAAAUAACAUAAUACUCACUUAUUAUAUUUUCCUGUAUUCGACUACAGUGUUUAUUGGCAUAAAUAGCGGAGGGGGGAAUUUAAGGGUUUAUGCCCUCUCCGAAUACUCAGCCAAGCUCUUCCGAACUAAGUCCUUACGAAAUAUACAUACCUAUUCAAUAUUAUUCAAUAUUAUAUCGUGGCUUAAAUCUCCAAAACUAUUUAGGUAAUUUGCACCCACGAUCGUGUUAAUUUUGUGUAAAUCUAAUAAUACAAAUAUUUUCGUACUCUAUCAAAAAAUAUGAAGAUUAUUGUUGUACACUUUUAACUGAACUGGCAAACUCUGGCAUACAUUUUACCAGUUUAUGCCUCGAAUUGUUCUGAUUUUUUUGAUACCGAAAACGUAUUUUUCGAAUUUUAGUGGUAUACGCCUUUUUAACGAAACGCCAUCGUAUUAUGUUAUGAAUAGAAGUUUUUGUAAUAAUAUUAUCAAAAAAAAAAAAAAAAAAAAGCAUUUCUCCCGCACCGUAGCCGUAAAACGCGCAGUGUUGUUUUUCGUGUACUGGCCGUCUGUAUAAGAUAUUAUAGAACCUCCCCCGAGGAUUUACGAGUGCGUCUCAGUGCGACGUUAAUAAAGUGGGUGGGGGACGGAGGCGACCGAUUGGCCGCAGAAUAUAUUAGUGUAUACCGCGCUGUUGCCGUUUCCACAACGUGAAAACGACUGCAGCCGGACGGCUCUAUAAAAUACAUAAAAUAGAUUUGUUUUCGCAUUUUAUUUAUACACCGGGUAUUAUUUGUUGUCGGCCUUUUUAACCAAUUGAAAAUACGGGGAAGAACGAAAAUUAAAUUAAAUCCCCGGAGUCCAAAAUAUAGACGUUAUAAUCCGUCUUGCGGAGUUGAUCUUUCGUCAUAUACUUAUCGAUCUUCGACGAUAAACUUUAAUUUUAAAACGUCGGAAAAAAAUUACAGAAUAUUCUACGUACGUUGUAUAACGCCUACGUAGCUCAGCGUGUUAUUAGCGUUACGCUUUUAUAUGGUUAGCAUUGUAUAACAAUCGCGAAUGUUGAACAAUUAAAACGUAUAACUAACAAUGCGGUAAAAACACUAAAAACACGAAAUUAAUUUCCAGAUAUUGUAUUUCUACUAUAGUUUAUAUAGUGUGCAUAGUCAUAUACUACCCAUAUACUUAUGUAAAAGCUAUAAUAUUUAUGCGUUAACGCGCGUUCGUGACUUCUUUGAUUCUAAACGGUAUAGGUACAUCUUCUCUCUUAAACUUUAGGCUUAGUGCCAAUUCCCUGCAAAGACGUGCAGAAACAUACGCGUGUCACAAAUCCUCGGAGAAAUUAUUCAUUCUGUACAAUUUAUAGUUGCCAAAAUCAAAAUUGAAUUCGGACGUACUUAUAACGUUUCAUUCGGCUAAGUGCCAAUUAAAUAUUAUACUCUGUUUUUUUUUGUAAUGGAAAAUGUCUUGAUUCAAAAAAUAUAUACUCAUACUUGUCUAGUGGAUAUAUUGGUCAAUCUUUAUAGCUUAACCUAACGUUUAAAAUCCUCCGGUAAUUAUAAUAUUACAUACAAUCUCAUAUUUUACAAGACGAAUCGGGAUUUCGUUGCGUUUAACAUUGUGGCAAAUUAUUUUAACGAAGUAUAAUAAUAAUAUUAGGCUUUAUUCCAAUGAUAGUAGACGUGAAAAGAAGAAUAAAAUGGGUGGAACGUGCUUGCAGGAUCACGAGAGUAUAGUUGUGCGAGUCUAAAUACUCGUAUAGGUUUUUCGUAAAUAGAUGAGUGGAUGUGGCUAAUGGAAUGGCCAAUUAGAGUUAGAUAUAGGCGUUAAAUAACUAAAUAGGAAGUAAUUAUAUAUAAAGUAGUAUUUGUUGCUCAGACUUAAAGGAUCGAAUCAAGGGCGCCCAUAGGGUAAUUUUCAGACGAGGGACAAAAUGAAACUAGAGUCCAAAACCUAUAUAGCACAUAGAUGCCAGGUUCGUAUUUCUUGAAAAGGAAUGAGGAAGAACAGGUAUGUAAUUAUGUAAACAUUAGCUUUAAAAAAAAUAAUAACUGAAGUGCUAAGUCAAUGCUUAAGACAUUAUAAUAUUCUACUGUUUAUAGUUUGCAUCAUACGUUUGAGUAAACAAUUAUAAUUUAUAAGUGUGUAAAUUAUAGUUAUAGUAUUUAAUAAAAAGUAACGAUUUACACACACCUCCAUAUACGGACAAAGAAGUUUCUGGCUAUUGACGCUUUGAAGUAAAUAUAUUUCUUCGAUUUACUCAUUUCAAUAAAAGCAUUAUAGAAAAUAAUUUAAUAGGCAAUAAAUAAAUCAACACUAAAGACUAAACACAAUAUAUUUCGAAUGACCAACACACUUUUAAAUACCUAUUACCUAAUUUCAGAUUUUCGUUCACUUAUAAAAUAUAAAAAUCACUAUUAUUAUUAUCAUAGGGCACCAGAUAGAAGAAAAAUUAUAUUAUCUAUGCUAGGGACAUCCGGCUGCCAUAAUAAUACGUACAUAAUACGCGUUCACUGAUUCAGUGAUAAAUAAAAGUCGAUGUAGUCGAAGUCUUCGAUACGAAGAAUAUAAUAAAAUUUAUUUCGAUGGGUUCAAAGCAUACACACAUUUUUUUUUUCGGAUAAUUUAUUAUUUUCUAGGUGGGGAGGAGGGUGGGUGUACAUGUCUCACUCUGGCCCCCCUUCGCAAUGGGCGCCUCAUUUUUGCCUUAUUAACACGCCUUACUGGUAAAAUCCUCCACGUAUCGCGUAGUUUUUUUCACGGUUAUCACGAAAAACCAUUAUACCUGUACAAACAUUUUUUCGAACAUUCUCUUUCCCUCUCGUACAUUAUUUCGUAGUCGUCAAUAUUGCAUGUUACGCGUGUAAAACGGUCGUCAUCAUUCCUGGCCUAUUUAUCUUAUUUCAAUGGGUUCGACAAUGUAUAACACGAGUAUUAUACCAAUAGGUACUACCGAUUCAUUGUUCGGUGUACGGUUUAAUAAUUACUAUUACGGACGGUUACAAUAAGGACGCGUGCAAUUCGCAAACACGUGCUAUAUUACGAUGCGGUAAAAUAACCUGCUAGGAAAAUCGUUUGUUCGCGAGCGUCAACGCGAACUGUCGGAUGAUUUAGCAAUAGUUAUUGACUGAAGCGUGGCGUGAUACGUUAGGGUCGGUCGCGUUUCGAAAUAAUAUAUAUAAAAAAAAAAAAAGAAUAAUAAUAAUAAUAACACGUACUUUAUUUAUUAUUUUUUUUUUUUUAAUCGUACAUCGCUAACGCUACGACCACGUGACGUGAUAUCGGGGUGCCGGCGUAACCCACCUGACUAUGUCGACCCGGUCGAACGGCUCGUAUUGUGCGCGUAAAUCGGGCGCGGACCGGCGGAACAACGAAAAUGGUUAGGCGGUGUCGGCGUUUCGGAACGACCGCGGCGGAUGACGCGCCGAAAAACGAGGGGGACGUAGCCGCGUACGUACGGUCUACGCGCGGAACACGACGAUAUAAUAUUUAUUUAUAUUCAAUUAACUCCGGCGGCGUCGGUGACGGGUUUUGUUUUUUUUUUUUCUUUUGGGGGGUGAGUGUCGCGCGAGUAGAAAAGAGAGAGAGAGAGAGAGCGAGCGAGCGAGAGACACGGUCAAUUAAUCGCGGCGGCGAAAAGCCCCGGCGCGCGAAGGUCUACCACGGUACAUUGGCCACCGGACGGGAAAUCGCGCGCGAAACGCAUCUGUUGGAGUUACACGCGCGUCGUUGUUCGGUUGUUCGUCGUCAGUUCGCGCGGCCGGGUCGCGGAGGAAACGGCGUAAUGAAACAAACGCGUCGUCGACGCGCCCGCGCGCACGAGAACGACCUCCGAAAACUGUGUGCCGAUGCCGCGCUGCGCCCUGUGCACGCGUACGGACAAACCGCGCCGCGAAACGAACGUUAAAUAUCGCGCGUCCGGCCGACGGUCGACGCGCGUUUGUUUAUUAAAUCGCGAUGACUGUACACGGCUCGAUUCGGCGGCGCCGUUCGCGGGACGCCCGGGCGGCCGUGCGGUGCGUGCGCGAACGCGUCCCGCGCGUCGUCGUCGUUCGUUGUUUUUUUUUUUUUUUCCCCCUACAGCGCGCGGCUACGGCCCGCGUUGUCUUCGUAUUCUAAAACGGUCAUUUUCCGGCCGCGCCAAAAACGCGCGCGUCGCGAUACGCCGCGCGAGCGGAUUUCGAGUUUUGAUUUUAAACUCUCGGUGUUGUUUAGGUAUUGCGCGCCGCGAAAAAAAAAAAAAACAUACGUAAAACGGCGCCUCUAUCGUUUAUAAUGAUUUCCGUACGAUUAUAAUACGUUGUUCCGGGUGUUUCCGGCGCGGAAACAUCACGGAAUUCCGGGUAUUUGUUUAAUUGUUUUCGCCGAACGAUAUUGCAAUCGCAUUUACUGCGACGUACAAGUAAUUGACGUUAUUCUCAGGGAGAAUCGUUGUUAUGGCAUGUAGAACUUGCGUGUCUAAAAUCGAAUAUUGACUGCACGUCGGAGAACGCACGGUGAUAGACCACUGUAAGACCGUCGCACCAAUAACAAUAUUGUAAAACGAACGUUGUGAUAACGAUAUGGUUACGGGUAAUACAGAAAACGUUAUAAUUAUUACACUGAUUGUCCAACGUUUAAAAAGGCGGUGUAAAACGAAUCGACGAUUUCUUCGCAAUAUUCUCGUCAUUAUUGGACCAUUUUGAAUGCCGCAUAUUGUGAAUUAUAAUAUUUAUUUGAAUAAAUAAAACUGCGAAAAAACUGAAAUAGAGGUUAGGUAUAAAAAAAGAAAAAGAAAUAAUAACACAAGUAAACAAUUUCGCAUACAUACAUACAUAAUAUAGUUUAAUGUAUACCUUCAUAAUUGUUUAAACGAAUUUCACGAAACAAAUGCUAAUAACCGCGUCAGAAGGGCGAUGGUUAAGAGAAGUGGAAGAAUGAGUAUAAAAAAAAAAUAAAAAAAAAAAAAAAAAGAGAGAAAAAUGAGAGGAAAUAAAUAGACGCCACGCCGUUGUCGGCUUUUCCGCGCGCGUGUUUUAUUAAAAGGCCACUGCCGCUUCUGCCCGUCGAAUCAAAGGUCCUAUACAUACGCGCGCGUGUUUAAACGGAACCGAACUUUAUUGGAUUUAAGAGGUGGAAAGCAAACAUCACGUAUAUAUUUACACACACACGCGUAUAGGACGAGCAAGAGGUUUUUGUGAUGCAAGGCCGAACAGAGCUGAGAUAUAUAUAUAUGUGUGUGUGUGUAUGUAUAGAGUAGCGCGUGGUAGUGUAUACAUAAGAGGCGGGGGACGAUGGAAAAACGAAAAAAAUAAAAACAAAAAAAUGGGGGGAAAAGAGAGAAAAAACAAUAUACCCUCGUGCGUCUCUGCACGCGGCAGGUCGCGUACUGUGUUCUCUUUGCACAACGACUGCGUGUAGGCAGAGCAACAGCAGUCGUUCGUAAGUAUACACAAGACCCGCGGACUUUUGCGCGAAGUUUAUCCGCCAAGGGGUUUUGCGCUAUUUGUUUAGGACAAAAAGAUAACCUUUUAAAAACGGACCAAAUGCGUAUACACCGGCGGCACAUCGGCGUUCUCGUUGAUUAACAGCGGGGGGAACCGGGGGGGGAGAGGUUGGAGAACGACGGACAGACUUUUACUGAUGCCGGUACGCUGUGUAUAUAUAAUAUAUACGUACACUGUAUAUAAUAUUAUAUAAUAAAUAACAAUGUGUGUGUGUGUGUGGUGCGUAAAAUGAAUUAUGAACGUCUUAGGAUCCUGUACAGGGGAAAAGGACAUCGGUCAAAUUCUGGAAUUUUUUUUUUUACGAUUUCGUCUUACGGAAUCUGUUUUCCUUCAAUUUUUGGUCUAAAUCCCAUACGUGUGUGUGUAUAGGCCAACUGCGUAUAGUGACUUUUCGAUUACUUAAUAGAUAUUAUUUAUUGUAGAUUCUACUUGUUCCGUAAUAAUAUUACUACUAUGAUUCUAUUAUAAUAUGAUUUUUUAAUUUUUUUUUUUUCUGCGUGUGAAUAACUUUUUCACCAAAAAUCUUGCUCCGAUCAUCGACUUUAAAGGUGAUGGUUUCUAGUAAAAUAAUAUAUUGUCCCGUUGAUGCAAUGAGGCGGUUAUUUUUUAAUUUUCUUUGUAAUAUUUUUAAUCACUCAAUAUAGGAAAACACAUACAAUAGAGAAAAACCUUAAAAAGUCCGCCAAGAAAACUUUUAGGUCAUUAUAGGCGUAGAUUAUAUUUAUUAUAUAAAGCUCUUUCCAAACACGGUAAAGUUUUUAAAUCAUUUUGGUAGUUUUUCAUUUAGAAUCAUUUGAAAUUUUCGAGUUUUUAAGGGUUUUAUUUGGUUUUAUGUGAUUACAAUUGUUUUGGAAGUUGCAUUUAGUAGAAAAAAGUCCGAGAAUUUUUUUUUUUUUUUAAAGCGCUUUAAGUUUAAAUUUUAACGCAUUUUUAUCAAAUAUAUACCGCUCUUUCAGCGGUGUAUUCUAGGGUUGUUCGAGGGGGAUGAAUAUUUUACUCAACCAAUGUGAAAAUAUAUAUUCAUAUUUAUUUGAACAGUUGUAGAACAUAAGAACCGUGAAAAAACACGACCCACUUUAAACAAACAAUAGAGGAACGCUGAAAUUUCCGUAAAAUUAGUUUAUGUACUCCGUGCCCCUACACCUCUCUCCUAAUUCAAGCACUGGAUAUUCGUUAAAAUCGGAGACGUAGAAACUAAUAUUUAGAAAAUUACAAGGUAUUUUCGUCAUAAUAUUUUAAUCUUAAACUUCUUUGCACUUAUCCCAACUAUUUGGGAUCGACCUCCUUUGUUUUUACAAUAUUUUAAUCAGUUACAAAUAAUUACAAUACAUUAAAAAUGUUUUAUUUAAAUAUUGAAAUUGCAACCCUAGGAAUAAGAGUAGGUAAUGGGUAUAUUAUAUUGAUAUGAAUUACGAUUAUAACGACUAAAAGAUGGUUUUUUUUUUUUUUUUUUUUUUGCCAGGUAUGGUUUCAAAACCGUCGAGCGAAAUUUCGAAAGCAAGAAAGACUGGCCCAACAAAAGUCGUCGCAGUCCAGCAGCAGUAGCACGGUGGACACGACCAACAUAAAAACCGAGCCAAAACAGUGCGGUCAAUCAAAGGACGUCAAGCCUGGCACACCGUCCACGCCGGGCAGCAUAUCAUCCAAUAACGGUUCGACUGACAUGAAAUCGGUCAACGGAUCAGGUAAAAAAAAAAUCCAGUUAUAACAAUGAUAUUAAUUUUUUGUUACAUAAUGCAAUGUGUAAAUAGAACUAAAUAUACGCGAAAAUAUCAAAAUAUAUUAGCUAUCUAAACCUAUAUAUUAUGAUGACCCGUUUAAAUCUAAAAUUAUUUUUGCUGAUAAAAAACAUUUUUUUUUUUUUUUACAUACAUUUUUCGUAAAAAAUCGAAAUAAAAUAUGCAAAACAGAGUUCAUAAUACUUUGACAUAGUUUGAAUGAGUUUUUUUAAAAGUUAAAAGAAAAGACAUUUACUGCAUUUGCUUUUCAUAUUGUUUAAGUUACACUACGAUAGAUAAUAUAAUUUUUUUUUUUAUGAUUUUUACACCCGCAACUAUAAGUUUACAAACCUACUUUUUAAUUGAAACUUUGAAGAAUUUUUUAAAAUAACGAUGGCACUAUUUAAACAACUAUAUAAAGUGUAUAUAAGGUACAUUAGGUGGUAAGUGCAAAACCAAUUAAUCUAUUGAAGGACAAGAAUUUCGGUGGUCAAUAUUAACGGCAUAAACGGUUGUUUCAAAUUCGAUCUACGGAACGGAAUAAGAUCGAAUCGAAUGUCACAAAAUAGUAGGAAUUUUACAGGAGUCCGAAUUUUCGAUUAUUUUCAUCUAUAAAUUUGUUUUUCUUCAUGACUAAUACGAAUUGUUAAUCUACGAAAUUUAAACACAUUAUUAUUAGUAUUAUUUAUAAGAUUUCUAUCUAAAUUUUUGUUGAUUUUUUUUUCGUAAUAUCAAUAAUAAAUAUUGCUAAUGUAUUUGAAUAAAUUUUCUGUUAAUUUGUUGUUAAUUUAUAAAACAGUUUUUGUUUCUCUUGAACAAUUAGAAAAAGUGAAGAUGUCUGGUUGUUGCCGGCCAGGUCUUCAAUUUCUAAAAAUAAUGUAUCUUUUGUGAACAUAGUGUUGUACACUUUUGGACAUAACCGUGGCACUUUAUUUUCCAUCGUCUUAUUUCCGUUACUUAUGAUAACUGGACGUAGAGCCCUAACCUAGAACCUAACUUAUCUUUAGGUAGACAACAAGGAUAUUGGGCUAACUCAGUUACAUAGAAAAUGGAUAUGGUGUAUUUUAGUUCUAAGGUACAGAAUUAAAAAUAUCGGAAAAAGUUCAAUGUUAUACGUGUUAAGGUAGUAAAAUGACAUAUUAUCGGAAAAAAUGAUAUAAAACAGAGAAACACGAACAAAGAUAUUUUUAAAAACAAAUAAAUAACAAGAAAUUUGAUAAUUGACGAACAGAACAAAUCAUGCCAAACAAUCGGGGAAAGGAGGAAAACACGGUUUGGGGGGUAUAGUGCAAAACAAUGAACGGAUAACGACAAUUACGAAAGGAAAGAUUGAUGGAAAAGCAAAAACUCCGUUUAUCUAUUUCAUAAAACACAUAAAUAAAGGCGCGUGUACGAGGGGGGGUAUUUUAGGGGUUUGCCCCCCCCCCGUGUUAUAAAAUAUUGACAUUUUUAAUGGCAAGUAAAUAAUCCUACGGUUGAAAGUGUGCGGACUUCUUUGUUACAAUAGUAUGAAUAUGUAAAACCUUAAACCCCUGCCCCCCUCCCGGCCAAUUUUUUUGUAAACGCACCCGACACGAUGUAUAGGAAAAAUCGCGCAUGCAAACAAUAUUGAAAGUAUCCGCAGCGACGGACGUAGGGACGAGUGGAGGUCCGGUUUAAGAAUUGGAAAAAAAAAAAAAAGUAAAGAAAAAGACAGAAAUGAAUAAUAUCUAACGAGUGGAAUUUUUUCGCUAUUAUGGGUGACAAAUGCGUUUUUCAAUCGGCUACCGGUUGCGCGCGGCCUGUCCCACAAUAAUAAUUCGUAUACGGCUUACUGUAUACGCGGUACACGUCCCGCACGCGGCGCGAUAUGAUAUUCGAGGGGGAACGGGGCGCAACAGGGCGCACCCGUUCUAUGACAAAUGGACGGGACGGCGAUAAGAGAUCGAAAACGUAUAUAACGCGUUGUUUUUUUUUAUCAUAUAAUAAUAACAAUAUAUAUAAUAAUAAAUAUAUUUUCGCGGGCGGACGGCGAGGACCGCGCGGAAUCGAGCGGAGGAAAAAUCGUUUCACCGCAGAGGGGUUGGGUCCGAAACAUGACCGAUCAUUUUCGGGGACGGACGGGAAAUCUGAAGGGUACAAAGACACGCUGCUGCUGCGGCUACGGCGGCGGCGGCGGCAGAGGGCGGACGGACGGACGGACGAGAUUGUAUAGGACGGCGGCGUCGGGAAGACGCGGGACAUCCAAAAAGAAAAAGAUCUCGCGCGUAUGUAUAUAUAUAUAUAUACAUAAGUGUAUAUGCCCUAUGUGUCUAAACAUAUAUAUAUAUAUAUAUAUAUAUAUAUAUAUAUAUAUAUAAUACGUAUGUACAGUAGGCCGACCUCGGCGAGUCAACCCCCUACGCUGUCCGCGUACCUCUCCUCUCCGGCGCGUGUGUGUACGCUCUCCUUCCCCCGAGGCCACGCCCACCACACGCAAACCCGAUGUACGUGUACUAUGUAUAUAAAAUACACGCGCUUACACUGUGCACAUCACGGUUCGCCCUCUGCUGCUGCUGCUGCUGCUGUACACGCCGCGUGUCGUUCGCAUUAAAACGAUCGCUAGCGCGCGCGCGCGCUUGUGUGGUGGACGUGUGCGUGGGUAUGUGUGCGUGUCUCGGACGGAGAGACGUAACGCCGUGACGUUUAAUCUAGAAAAUUGCUGUUGGUUACGUCGUUCGUUUCCAUUAGUGUCAGGCGACCCGUAGGACACAUAUGUACGCGCGUAAACGGCUGCUGCGAAAGUAUACGUAUAUAUAUAUAUAUAUAUAUAUAGUGAUUGUAUAGAUACAUACGUAUACGUAUAUGCGGUAAAUCGUGUGUGUGUGUGUGUGUGUGUGUGUGUGAAAGAUAGAGACAGUGAUAAGGACAAGGGUGAGAAGACGAUCAUUGGCGUUUGCGGAAGGGUGUCGCGGGGUCGCAACGGAAGAAAAAAAAAAUAAUAAAUAAAAGUUCUUACAGAGACGAACGACCGCGGAGGAGCUGGCGGCGGCGGUCGUCGAUGAUCCGCUCUGACAGCGAACAACAAUCCGGCGGCGGCGAUUAAAAGUUAACUAAAAUAAUAGAUUUCCCCUACUACCCGAAAGCGCACCGCGCCGGCCCGUGUGCGCGCGCCCCGGAGAUUAAUCCUCUAGCCGCCCCGUCCCGCGCGCGGAACGUUUUAAAUCACGAGGGCCCCCGCCACGGUUUUAUUUAUCGUCGCCGGCCGAAAAAGGCGGGCGGCGGCCCGAAAUGCGCGUUGAUAAAUCACAGCGCCACCGCGUGCAGUACGCGCGCGCGAUACGUCAUGGCGAGGAGCGAUGCCGGGUUUUCCGAGAAGUCGUUCGACGAACGACGCACAACGUUCGCGCUGUUGUUAACGGAACGCCGGCGGCUGGGCGGGGGUUGGGUGGGCCAUAUGCGUAUAAUAAUAUAUUAAUGUGGCGUUUGGCUCUCGUGCGCUUUCGUCGGACAGGGGGCGCCCCCGCGGUAAACUGCCUCGCGGACGCACGCUUCACCGUCGUCCGUCUACACACGCGGCUCUAAUGUUUAUAUCGAAAAAACAAAAAAAAAUGUACGUCAAUAUUUAUGACGUCGUCAUAUUAUAAUAAUAUUAGAUUCCGAGCGUACCGCAGCCGGGUAUCCAUUGGUUUCGUCGUGGUGCGUGUUUGUUUAUUCGUUAUUGUCUAUGUCUGCGAGCGACGUUACUACACCGGAGCCUCGUUCCAGCGGCGUAGCUAAGAAUUUUUUUUCGGGGGACGAUAUGAAUAUCAAAAUCGUAAAUUCAAUGAAUCACGAAAUUGUAUAUUAAAACUAUAUUAAUUAACCGAACAAAUAUUGAUGCAGUUACAUUAGCGGACGUUUUUUUUUGAAAACGGGAAUAUUUUCAGUAGGUACUAACUUACCUAUCAAUUAGAAAGUCUCUAAAUACGGGACAUUAGAUAACGGACACUUUCUCCAUUUGAAUAGAGGAUACAAUUUUGAAUGACCAAGAGCGUCCAGUGUUUAGAGACUUCACUUUAUCGAUAUUUUAAUCAAUACUGUAACAAGUUACAACAAAAAGAGAAAAAUGGUUCUUGGUUCUACACUUGUUUGGGGGGGGGUGGUGAUGUAUCACCCGAACCACUCACCUUGAGUUCGCUUUUGCCUUGCUGCAAUCAAAACAUGACGAGAGAGACCUUUUUUGUUGCAUUUCGAAUUCAGUUGUGGAGAAAUAUGCCAUUUUUUCGAUUUUUAUUUUCCGGUUUUUUCCCAAUUAUAAUAAAAACCGCUGAAAAAGUCGAAAAAUGUACAACAUAUCAUUUCAUUAUUUUAAAUUUGUACGCUUUGUGCUCUAUCAGAAAUAUAGCUCCAAUCGAUAAACGACAAGAGACCUUUUUUUAUUGUAUUUUUGAUCUAGUCUGUGAGUGAAAGUCGAUUCUUGAUUUAUAUAGUUUUGUUAAUAAUUGAACAAAACCGGGAAAAAAAAACGUAGAAAAAACGGAAAAUUUACAAUUUUGUUUUUUUUUUUUUUUUUUUUUUUUUUUGUAAUUCAAUUAAAAAUAAUGAUAAAUACUUAAAUGUAUGUAUAGAAAGCCUAUAUUCACCUAGACGUGGUCAAGUUGACAAAAUAUUUUUAAGCUAUUUCGUAAUGUUCCGUUGGUAAGUAUACUAUUUGGAUAAAAUUGUUUGACAAAAGAGAAAUGCUUAAAAUUUAACAUUAGUAAGUAGAACUAAGUGGUAAAAAAAAAAACUUGAACUUAAUGUAACAGUUAUUAAUUUCAAUAAGAUCCAAUUUGGCCGAAAAUCGUAAAUAUUACGUCGUUUCAAAACAUGUAUAAAAUAUAACUAUACUUCACUCAGAAUCGUAUUUCGUUAAGAAUGGUUUAUCGUUGUUUAUAGAUAUAAAUUAAAUAAAUUUUUAAACCCUAUCUUCAGAACAUUCCACCUACAACAGUGACCGCAGCCGUCCCAGCAUCAGCUCUUUUUUAUGUUAAAUUUAUUUAUUAAAUAACACAUUAACAUGAAUAAUUUUAGAAAAAGAGCUGAAGAGCUGGGGAUGGGUGCAGCCAUUGUGAUAGGUAGGUAGUUGGGAAAGUUGGAUAUAUAAGGUUCAUUGAAACCGACGAUAAACCAUUGCUGACGAAAAAUGACGCUGAGCAAAGUUUGGUUUUACAUGUUUUUAAAGGCUGUAAUAUUUACAGUUUUCGUUAAACUAUUGAUUUUAAACCUCUAUUAAAAAAAUAUCUAUAUUGUGCCGAAUGUUUUUUAUUAUUUUGACCACUAAGUACGAUUUAUGAGUCCUUUUGACUCCUGUCAAAUUUUUAAAUAUUUCUGUUUAGUCAAUUUUAUCCACAGACUACCUACCAAAUAAAAAUCAAGUUAAACUCGCCAAAUAAAACGUCAAUAAAAAGCUUCGAAAAACUACAAAAAUUAUUUUGAUGAUUUUACCACGUAUAGAAAAAGCAAAUAUAAGUUUUUUGAAAUAAUUUCAAGUCUCUACGAAUGUUUUCAACAACAAAAAAAACAAAAUUAAAAAUAACAAAAUAAUAAUUUUCGUACAUUUUCCCGUUCUUUUUACGUUUGUUUUCGGUUUUUUCUAAUUAAUAAAAAAAACUACCAAGAAAUUAAAAAACGAAUUAUCAUUUACCAACAAGAUUAAAAAUGUAACAAAAAAGGUCUUUUGUAAUUUGUCAGUUGGUUAGAAAGCAUUGAAAUCGGUAAGGUCGUGCCGUAAAUAUUUGUCGGUUUACCUAUAAUUUUCUUUCGGGUUUUUGGCAAUUAUUUCGAAAACCCCUGGGAAAAUUAAAAAUUGACAUCCCCAAUGCAUCAACUAGAGAAAUUCGCAUUUCAGAUAAGAAGCUGCUCUCGAUUUAUCGGAGCGAGUUUUCUUUUCGAAAAGUGGUUUACGGACCGAAAAAAAAACACAUCAUAAUAGUAAAACCAACGGAUCCCCGUUACACUCCGAAUCUAAAAGUUGCAGCGGACAUAAUAAAAUUCGCAUAUUUGGACCGUUGUUUCGGAUUGGUCAUACGCAAGUGCGCGUUUUACCUAACCAUUUUAAUAAACCAUUCGAUGUAGUUCUGAUUCGAUUUUAUACUGUAAUGUUGCUGGGUUCAAUUAUUCAAUCAUUUAAUAUUACUAUAUAAUAUGCCCAAUUAAUUGUAUUAGUUUAAUUAUUCACGUUGACCUAUUUGUUUGUCCAUACAAAGACAUGUAAUUUAAUUAUUUCAAAAAAAAAAAACCAAUAAAUUAUUUUCAGUAAUUAUUACUAAGCAUACUGGUAUACAAACUAUUAGAUGAAAUUUGCCAUCGGAAAUUACGCUCAAGUAGAAAUGGCGCUGCGCGAAAAAAUUUAAAUCCGAAACCAAUCCAAGUCCAAAAAUAUACCAGAUCAUCAUCAACGUAAUCAAAUAAUAGCUUCCGCGAUUUAAUAAUCAGAGAAUUCUUGAGAAAUCGCGUACAUAAUUUUUUUUUUCUCACCUAUUAUUAUUACAAUAAUCAUUAAAUGCACAAUUAAUGUAUAAUAUUACCAAAUUGACCUAGUUAUUAACGAUAAUUUAUAAAUUCGUUAUUUUAAUCAUUUUAGACUCAAAGCGUUUACUAAGAUAUUAUUUAUUAAUAUUUUUUAUUACUUUUUUUUUGUAAACAACUUUUCUACCGGACACAUUUCUCCGGUAUAAAGAGUGCAGUAUCUUUCCUGAAAGGAUAUUUUGAUGUAUUAGAUAAGUCAUUUAUCGAAAUAAUUGGAAAACACCGGAGAGAAAAUUGUAGGUAUACCGGCAAAUAUUUACGAGCUGUCACUGAUGUUGGUGGCCAAUUAAGAAAACAGUAUACAUUUAUUUAAUUUACAUCCGUGCGCAAUGUUAUACCAUUGCUAACAAAAUUUGAUUCUCAGCGAAAUUCGGUUAUACAUAUUUUGAAAUUCCGUAAUUUUUACGUUUUUCGUCAACAUUUGAUCUUAUAACGUUUAUAAAAUACAAACUACUACAUUAUGCUCAACAUUUUUGUUUUUACCUCUAAGUUAUACUUAUAAUAAACCUCGUAUCAAAUGUUCAAGCAUUUAUAUUUGGCUAAACAAUUUUGUCCGUUUAAAUUGAACCAAAAAAAAAAAAAAAAACUUAAAAACCUCAAAAAGUUUAAAUGUCUAUAAAUAGCUAAAAUAUCAGCAGAAUGUUUUGAAAAUUUUACCACGUCUAAAAAAGGUCAAUAUUAGUAUUCUAUGAGAAGAAAAGUUGCAACUCUCGAAAUUUUGAGUAAAGUUUUUGGUAGCAUAAAAAAUUUAAAAAUAAAAAAAAAAAUUAAAUUUGUAUUGCAGUAAAUUUGCUCGGUUUUUCUAACUUAAAGUAUUUCCCAACUAUUAUGAAAACUGCUGGAAAAAUCAAAAAUCACUUCGUCACUGCACCAAAUAGAUCUAAAAUAGCUCUUUAAUCGGUUUUCAAUUAGAACAAGAUUUCUGAUAGAAAUUUUAACAACAAAAAGCAUAAUGAAACCAAUAAAUUGUAGAUUCUGCUCAGAAUCUAAUAAAAUAAAACCGUAAACGAAAUUAAAAAAUUAAAUAGUAAUUUUAUUUUCGAUUUCGAGCUUUAGAAACUUCGAGUUUCCCUAAAUGUGACCAUUUUGUCAUGUAUACAUUUUUUUUUUUUUUGUUUUUUAAAGCAAAUGCGAUAGGCACGGUAUUAAAAUUUACUACCCGACGGUGUACUUAAAGGUUAAAGGGUUAAGAUGAUUUCAGUCGAAGACCAAUGAUUGUGAUAAUAUACGCGGAAUACAUUAAAAAAUGUAUAAGUUGCAAUUUAUGUUUAUGAUUUCAUUGUUUGCUGCUUUUGAGGGGAAGGGGCGAGAGGUCAUUAACCGGCAAAAGUUAUAUGUGUUAAUGUUUUAAAAGAAAAACUCUCUUUAACUGUAUACGUUUUUUGUCAAUGGCGAACGCAGGACAGAUGAAGUUUAAACCCCCUCCGAAAUAUAAACUCUCCUUAAAUUUCUAUUUACAUUUUAAAUAAUACAUUGAGCUACAGCAUAUGUAUAAAAUGUAAUAGAUAUUUGUUGUGAUUCCCACCCUCCCUCCUUCUGAGAUUUGUUCAUGCGUUUUGAUACCCUGUGUUUUGAUAAAAUCGAUUUAUACAAUCCAAUUAGAAUUAUUAUUACGCAUCUCGAUAAUCCUUCGGCACAAUAAUUGUUCUAAAAUAGCGUAAAAUAAGAAUGAUCGUUUUCAGAAUUACCUAUCCGUAUAAUUACGCGAGAUUUAUAGGUACGGUUUUAACGGUAUUUAGAUAUUAUACAAUAUUAUGACGUAUUUGAGUUUAGAAUUUUUUCUCGGAUGAUUUAUAUCGACUAUAUACAAUACAAAUGUACUAUCGAUUAAUAUUAUUAUAAUAUUAUGAAAAUAAUUUAUCACUUUUGGCCAAGUUUUUACUUAUAGAAUAAUAAAUUAUUAACGAUUCGUUUUUGAGGGCGAAGGUAUGAUUAUAGUAUAUAAUAGAGCGGUAUGAGAUCAUCAUUUAAAAAUAGUAAAUGCUUACGUGAUUGCUUUAUUAUUAUUAAUUUUUUUUUUUUUUCAUAAUGUUAAAACAACUGCAAAAUUAUAUUUUAAACAGUUAAGGGGUUUAUUUCUAGAAAAAUAAUUAGUGUAAUAAUAAUGGUAGUAAUUUAUUGUAAUCCGGUAUAAUACCACGAUGUUCGGUUAAUGCCAAAAUAUUAUUAUAGCAUUUAUAAAAAAAUAAUUUUGAUUGGCUUAGUACCGAACAAGACCUUGUCAUUUCAGACGUUAUAAAUUGCAAAUUAUGAUGCCCAUGAUGUGUACGGUUUUUUUUUUUUACGUAGGUAGGUGUGCAACUGUAUACGUAUAGUGUAGGUACACUACAGCUUUAUUGAUGAAUAUUUUACACGCAUCCGUUACAUUUAUAUACAGAGUGGUUUGUAUUUAUGUUUUUUUUUUUUUUUUAAGGAAAUCAUUUUAUGAUGUUUUAGUCGCAAUAUAAUUUUGUCUUUUACCUACUUCUUAUUGGUUUGAAAUUCUUGACAUUGAAAAAUAUUAAAAUUAUUUUUUUUUAGAUUUUGAGUGAAGCAAAGAAGCUUAUAGUUUUACAAAGAUGUUUUUUUUUUUUUUACUGUGGACAGUUUUUCAAUCGGAAAUCUUGCUCCGAUUUACAAGUGUAGCACUCUUUCUGGAAGGAAAUCGAACUGAGGAGGUACUUUAAGGAAGUCAUUUUUUGAUUUUCUCACGAGUUUUCCCAAUAAAUGUGGAAACCGGGAAAAAAAUGUAGGAGAAACGGGAAAAUAGGUACAAUAUUAAACAAAUAUUAUUAAAAAAAAAUAUAUAAUGGUUAUGUAAUUAUUUUACCGUAAUAAUAUGACCGAUAAAUAAAUAAUAAACUGAACCGUUUUUUCGUUAGCAAUGGUUUGUCGUUGCUUACUGAUAUACAUUAAAUUUCCCCUCUACUACCUUCCCAACUUCUCACCUACAAUAAUGGCCCGCCCACGGGUGAAGUUGUCCGACUAUUUGUUUCUUAUUCUGAAAUGUUAUACUAUUCAACGACAACCCUUAAUUUUAAUUUUCUAAUGGAAUACAAAUACAAUUUUCCCGUACCAAAAUUUGAUUUACAAUUAAUGUACAUUCAAGGAUCCAAGCAUUUAAAAUUAUUUGUAUUAUUUUUAUUACAAAAGUAUUCCAAAGUGCCUAUCAUUUAUGUUCAGUAUUUAUUAUUCAACAUAACCAAUAUUUCAACAAGACAUUAUGUGUCUACAAAUAAUUUUCGAAUUUUAUUCAACAUCAUUUAUCUUUAAAAAAUAUGUUGUUAACUAUAGGUAUAAUUUAAAAGAAAAAAAAAAAACUACACGCCAUUUACCUAUGUAUACUCUAAAAACAUCCUGUAUAUUAUUAGCUUUAUAAUACUUAGUAUUAAGUCGUCACAUUACACAUGCAGCGCAUCGUGGCAUUUUAAAAUGAAACGGACUAGGUUUAAGCAUUUUAUGAUGCCUUUAAUAAUAAUAAAAAAAUAUACGCGUUAUAAAUAUAUUUAAUUGACUAACAUAAAAAACAAUUACCUACGUAAAUUUAAUGUCGGACGUAUCAAUGUGUGUGUGUGUGUGUGUGUGUGUAAUUAUAGUGGAGUAGGUAUAUUUAACAUGCUGAAUUGCUGAUGCAAUUUUUUCCCGUUAGUACAAAAAAAAAUAUCCAAUAAUUUACAACAAACGUAAUGAAAUAUUAUGUUUAUGAAGACACAACUUAAGUACGCAUGCUACAUAAAAAAAAUCAUGCGAUUAAAUAGUGUCACUAGGGUAAUUUACAAAGAACUUGGACAUUAUUCCGAUUUCCUGCAUAUCAUAAUUAUUUUGCACUAGCCGUUAAAUUAUGUGUAAGAUGCCUUUCAUGCGUGCAUUAAAGCAUUGCAGCGUUCAGUACGCGUUCUGCCACACGUCAAAAAUUAAAAAUAUUACCACGCCACACGUCAGUGAUGAGAUGAAAGGAAAUUAAUAUAUAUCUUAUAUUAAUUAAUAAAUAUUAAGAUAUAUCUCUCUUUUUUCAUUCCAAAAUCAACUAUGUAUAUAAUAUACGACUUCUGAGUGAAGCGAUGAGGAAUGUAUUUGUUUUACUGUAAUGAUGUUUUGUUUUUUUUUUUAUUCUGUGUACAAAAUUUCCACUAAAAAUCUUUUGUUCUCUCAGCUCCGAUGUACUGAGGGUAUCAUCUUUUCUGAAAGGAAAUUUUAUUUAGUCGGUACAUUGAGAGGGUCAUUUGAUUUUCCAAACAGUUUUCAUAAUAGUCGGGAGAAACCGGGAAAAUACGUAGGAAUAACAGGAAAAUUUACGAAAAUAAUGCUUUUAUGAUUUUCGACUUUGUUUUUUUUUCACACAAUUCAACUAUAAUAAUUCGCAGAGACUUGAAAUUUUAACAGAAAAAUUAUAUUUGCUUUUUUUGACGUGGUCAAAUUUUCAAAACACUUGAGACAUUUUUGAGCUUAUUCGGUAAUUAUUAAUUUUUAUUCGGUAGGUAUUGAGUGAAUACAAUUGUUAAACAAAACAGAAAUGCUUGAAAUCUGGAAUUAAUUGUUGCGUACAGGUUUACAUUAAACUCCCCUGUAUAUCCCCCUACCUUUCCAACUUUUUACCUACAGCAGUGGCCCAUCCAUCAUGCGAAGUAUAUCCAUUUUUUUCUUCAAUUUAAAUGUUUAACUUUCUAGGCAGAAAAAUCAAAAAUUUUUCACACACAAUUAAUAUUAAUAUACCCGCAAAAUCUGAAAGUAUACUCGUACAAUACAUUUCUUCGUUUAAAAUGACUCAUCAGAACCACCAGAUGAGUAGGUAUAGAUUAUUAUUCAUAGUGGGAGUGGGUGUUUGACCUAAUUAUUUGUAAUACGAUUGAAUUGGGAGUUGAAAAAAGAUUGAACUCCUCCUGUAGUUAUUUUGAACGGCAGGGGAGAGGGGGGUAACCCCCAUUACCUACGCUCCCGGGAACCACACUUAUAAAUUAAAUUAGAUUAGUAGGUACAUUAGUUGAUUUAUUCUAUUACAAGUGUAGUUAUUUUUUUUUAAUUUUAUGUGGACUAAUUUAAAAAAUAAGGAAAUAUUAUAAAUAUGGGAGAAUUUUAAAAUUCAACAUCUCUCUCCUUGAUAAAAUCCUAACAUGUACACCAUCGCAUUCAUGUAUACCGAUAGCACGAAAAUUUACUAAACCGCCCUAACCUAUUUAGAAUCACGAACAUCAAUGGCAAAAAAUAAUUUUGAUAUUUCGAACACGUUUCGCGUUUUUUUUUUGUGUUUUCAGGGAUCAAAAUGUCGGAACAGUCCGAAGGAGUGAACAACAACAAAUGGCUAUUAGGCCAGGGUCAGAACUACACGCAACUGCAUCACCAGUUGCAGCAACAGUGCGGCGGCGGCGGUGGCGGCGGUGGUGGCGGCGGCGGUGCGAACGGUGGAGGCAACGGGUCGGGAAAUAAUUCGCCGGCGCACAAGAUGAACGGCGGCGGCGCGCACAAUCACAAUCACCAUCAUCACCACCAUUCGCCGUCGCAUCACCAGCAGUUCUCUCACCAUCCGUUCAGCCUGCUGGGUGCCGCCGGUCCGGCCGGCUACCUGCUCGGUUCCGACACGCUCAAGGUAACCGGCGGCGGCGUGGGCACCGGGCCGACCGGCUCCAAUCACGUGCUGUUUUGAGCGCACGGCGGCCAACAAUCGCCGCCCGUAAUGCUACGACAACGUGCGUACGCACGGUCCGCACCGCGACGGUUGUGUAA